Molecule: messenger RNA, 62996 nt
Organism: Trichoplusia ni (cabbage looper)
Lineage: Eukaryota; Metazoa; Arthropoda; Insecta; Lepidoptera; Noctuidae
Gene: dpy
Exons: 134
Coding region: 394-62715 (20773 amino acids)
Cellular component (GO): extracellular region
Molecular function (GO): peptidase inhibitor activity; calcium ion binding
Source: RefSeq, a predicted model, not a curated record
GGAGCGGCGCGCGGCGCGAGGGGAGCCGCGCAACCUGCGCGGGCGCCGCAGCCUGCGACUUUGCGUUCAGUCAUUGUCCGACCAACAUCUCGGUCGUACGUCCUAACACCGACCGGCGUUGUCGCUACUUCAUUCGUCGUACGAGUGCCCGUUAAACGAACGGUUUACUCCGACCCUUGGAGUGUAGGUGCAGUGCAAAGUGAUAGUGUGUUUCUAGCUAUACAACAUAAAAGUGUAUCGCUAACAAGUAUUACUGUCUGCGCUGUGUGGCGAGUUCCACGGAGUUGCCUAACGGCUGUUCGCCUGCCGGCGAGGGAAGGCGGAUCGUAUCUACCGGGAGGAAUGAGCCCCGUACAUCACAGCACCCGCACUCACCGAUGAUCUCAAGAGACAAUGUAUAUAGACACCUUACCGCUCGUGGUUUGGACGCUCUUAGUCACAACGACAAAUGUAGCGACACAAAGCCAAUAUGGAAUAGGUUUAGGAAUAAAACGAGAAGUAUUUUUCUUAAAUUUAGAAGACGGCUAUUUUGGCUGUCAAGUAAACGAAUCGACACAAAUAUUACAAUUAUAUGAAUUAUCAAAGUUAUGCGACGGUGUCAAGGAUUGCUAUAAGGGAUCCGACGAACUCAAAUUAGAGUUGAAAUGUACAGAUGAUUGUACCAAAGAAGAUGGCGCCCAAUGUAUAAAUGGUCGUUGUCUAAACGGGGUGUGCCAUUGUAAUGAUGGUUUCGGUGGAUGUAACUGCCAGGAACCAGAUGUAAAUGAAUGCAAAGAAAGGCCAUGCGAUGUUUUUGCUCACUGUACGAACACGGUCGGCAGUUUCCAGUGUUCGUGUUUCCCAGGCUACGAAGGCGACGGUUUCUCUUGUAGAGAUAUAAAUGAGUGUGAAGACCCGGCGGUAGCUUCGCGAUGCGUCGAGAACGCUGAGUGCUGCAACCUGCCAGCUCAUUUCAUUUGCAAGUGUAAUCGAGGCUUCGAAGGCGAUGGCGAAGAAGAAUGCAGGGAUAUUGAUGAAUGCCGACGACCUGGAGCCUGUGGAGCCAACGCUGUGUGUCAAAACUAUCCAGGAAACUACACAUGCGCAUGCCAAGCUGGCUAUACUGGGAAUGCAUUCGAUGGUUGCGUUGAUAUCAAUGAAUGCGAGAGCGAAGUGAGCUGCGGCCCGGGUGCUAAGUGUCGCAACGUGGAGGGUGGCUACGAGUGCAGCUGUCCGCCAGGCUAUGAGGGCGACCCUCGCGUCGGCUGUCGCGACCAGGACGAAUGCGCACGGGCUUCUUGUGGCAUUGGUGCUCUCUGUGAAAAUCUUCCCGGCGCUUUUCGCUGUGUGUGCCCACCAGGUUUCGAAGGCAAUCCAGACGUGCAGUGUAUCGACGUGGAUGAAUGUAAGAGUAGCGAAGCAGUGUGCAGCGAAAAUGCUUUGUGUACGAACACCCUCGGCAGCUUCGUGUGUACAUGCAAGCCAGAAUAUACAGGCGAUGCGCGGGUGACGGGAGGAUGCCGUGAUAUCGACGAGUGUGAAACACUUGAACAUCCUUGUGGUACAUACGCCAUAUGUGAAAAUGCUUCUCCCGGAUACAACUGUGUUUGUCCACAAGGAUAUAGAGCUAAACCAGAUGCCCAAAUCGCGUGCGAGCAGGUCGACGUAAAUACAUUGUGUAAAUCAAACUUUGACUGUACCAAUAACGCAGAAUGCAUAGAGAAUCAAUGUUUUUGUAAGGAAGGAUUUGAUGCUCGAGGAUCUGCUUGUUUCGAUGUCGACGAAUGUGCUAAAAACACUUCUAUCUGUGGGGAUAAUGCUUUGUGUAUCAACACACCAGGAACAUUUAACUGCGAAUGCGUUAAUGGCUUCGUUGGAGCUCCUCCAUCGGUGCCAUGUCGCGCCCCAUGUGAGGAUGUGAAAUGCGGUGAACACGCUUAUUGUAAGCCAGAGGGCAUAGAGGCAUAUUGUGUCUGUGAAGAUGGCUGGACUUUUGACCCAACAGAUAUAGCAGCAGGUUGUAUAGAUGUCAAUGAGUGUGACACGUCGGUUGGACCUGUCGGGCGCUGUGGUAAUAAUGCCCGUUGCAGUAAUACUCUUGGAAGCUUUUCUUGUCAAUGCCCAGAGGGGUAUACCGGCGAUGCUUACAAACAGUGUGUCGAUAUAGACGAGUGUCAAAUAGACAGCGCAUGUGGAGCUGGAGCAGAUUGUAUUAAUCAAGAUGGUUCAUAUAACUGUGAGUGUCCAGAAGGGACAAUACCUGAUCCAGAUCCUAGGGUACGCUGUGUAGAAAUACUAUCCUGUAAAAACGAUAACGACUGUCCUGGAAAUGCAGUGUGUGACCCGAAUUCUAGAUGCUUGUGUCCAGAACCCAAUGUUGGAAACGAAUGUAGACAUCCUUGCGAAGCUUUGCAAUGCGGUAGUAAUUCAGAGUGUUUAUUAAAUGACCAGAUUGCACAAUGUACGUGCAGGAGCGGAUUUGCCGGUGACCCAUCAUCUGCUACGGGUUGCCAAGAUAUAAAUGAAUGUAUUGACGAGCCUUGUGGUACUGGAGCAGUUUGCAAAAACUUGCCCGGACGUUUUCUUUGUGAAUGUCCUGGUACAUUUACCGGUGAUCCUUAUGUCGGCGGUUGUAUACCAGGCAAAAUGCCGAUUGAAUGUAGCAAUACUAAUCCUUGCCCUCAGGGAGAACAAUGUAUUUUACACGAUGGAGAAAAUGUUUGCGUUUGUACACAAGGAUUUUCUAGAAGUAAAGAAACUGGACUUUGUGAAGAUAUAAAUGAAUGUACACACCAUGGAAGAUCUCCUUGUGGUUUGAAUGCUAUUUGCAAGAACUUGCCAGGCAGUUAUGAAUGCAAAUGUCCUUCAGAGUACAGUGGCAAUCCUUACAACGUCUGUGAAUUGUGCAGCGACAUAACAUGUCAAUGCCAGCCACCUUACAGAGUAGUCGAUGGAAAUUGUGUACUCUCUGGUUGUACAAAAGAUAAUAAAUGCGGCAAAGGUGCAGAAUGUAUUAUAAUAUCUGAUGGAGUUAGCUAUUGUGCCUGCCCAGUUGGUUUCUCACAAACUGCUGAAGGGUCAUGUGAAGAUAUAAACGAAUGCACAUCUGGGCAGUCAGCUUGUGGAUUUGGAGCAGAAUGUGUAAAUACAAUUGGCUCUUUCACAUGCAGGUGUCCCCCGGGCUACAGUCAAGAUUCUAUUUCUGGACAUUGUACUUUAAAUCAAAAGCGGUGUAUAAGUGAUUCUGACUGCUUUCCAAACGAAAAAUGUAUCCAACCUGGGCAAUGUGUGUGUCCACCACCAUUUUAUUUAGAUGUUACUGACGGGCAAAAGUGUAAAAGUCCUUGUGAAAGAUUUACAUGCGGAAUUAAUUCUAAAUGUACACCAAGUGACCCUCCUCGAUGUAUGUGCAUGACAGGGUACGAAGGAGACCCCUAUACAGGAUGUACGAACAUUAAUGAGUGCCACAGCGCCCCGUGUGCGUUUGGUGCUAUUUGCCACGAUCAGAAAGGUGGCUAUCGAUGUAAAUGUCCACCAAACAUGGUUGGAGAUCCUUAUAAAAGCGGAUGUUCCAUCGAGGAAAUACCAUCAGAGAAGCGGUUAUGCACUGUAGAUGAGGAUUGUGCCAAUACCCUCGCAUGCUUGAAUAGUUCCUGCUUGUCACCAUGUACUAGUAUUUCUUGUGGGCCAAACGCAUUUUGUGAAGUAGACGAUCAUGCUGCUGGGUGUCGUUGUAAUCCAGGUUACACUAAACCAGAGGGUGGCAAAUGCGUCUCGGGAUGCGACACAUAUUCAUGCGCGUCUGGCGCUCAGUGCAUUAUAUCAAAGACUGGCCCAACUUGCGUUUGUCCAGAAGGUAUGGUUGGAAAUCCAUUCCCUGGGGGCGCUUGCAGAAGAGAUACUUGUGGACCUGGUAUACCAUGUGAGGAGCCGUUGAUGUGUGUGGCUGGUCGUUGCAGACAGCGCUGUGAUGGUGUUGUAUGUGGUGUUGGUGCUUCAUGUGAUGAGAACAGUGGCAGAUGUGUGUGCAAUGCCUUUUUCAUUGGAAACCCAGACUUACUUUGCAUGCCACCCAUAUCUCCUCCAGCAUGUGAACCCGGAUGUGGGGAAAAUGCACACUGCUUUUACGGUCAAACCAAUACUUGUAAAUGUGAUAAAGGCUUUACUGGAAAUCCUUACAAGAAGUGUCUACCACGAAGACAAAUAACAUGUGCUAAAGCUUCUUGUGGGCUUAAUGCAGUGUGUCAACAAACUAGAUCUCAUGUUGAAUGUUUAUGCCCACCCGGGUAUGUAGGAAACCCUAACAUACAAUGUAUGGACAUAGAUGAAUGUGGCAGUAAACCUUGUGCAGAAAACGCUAUAUGCAUAAAUACGCCUGGAAGUUUCAGUUGCAUAUGUAAGAGCCGAUAUGUAGGUAAUCCUUAUGAAUUAUGCUCUCAAGUUACCAUUUCAAAAUGCGCUGAUGGAAAUAUUUGCACAUGCUCCCGUAAUGCAACAUGUCCUGAAGGAUAUAUCUGUGAAAAAUCUAAAUGUGUUGAUGUUUGUCGUAAGAUGAUGUGUGGCCCAAAAUCGAUCUGUGAAGAAGGUAGUUGUCAUUGCCUCCCUGGGCAUACCGGCAAUCCUAAUGAUUUACAAAGAGGAUGUAUACCUGACAACAAGUGUAUGGUGGACGGAGACUGCAAAGAUUCGGAAAUAUGUUUCCAAGUAGCGAAAACUGUUCGUAAGUGCGUUGAUUCCUGUAGUAAACUACAAUGUGGGCCAAACUCACUCUGCAUUGGUGCAAACCAUCAGGCUCAUUGCAUCUGCGCAGAAGGCUAUAUAGGAAAACCAACAGACGUAAAAACCGGUUGCCAUUUGCUUGUAAAGGAACCUGAUGAAAUGGAAUGCAAUGAAAAUAGUGAUUGUACCGAACCUCAAGUUUGUAUUUCAAUAGAUAACACGGCAAGGCGUUGCAUAGACGUGUGCUCAACAAUAGCAUGUGGUGCUAAUGAAAUAUGCAGCGUUAUAGAAAAUAAUCCCAGAUGCGAAUGUAGAGAAGGCUUUCUAUGGAACCCAGUUAAUUCUAAUUGUGAACAACCAACAACUCCGAAUUGUAAUUCAGAUAAUGAUUGCGAUGAUAAUCAAUCCUGUCAAAAAGAUGUCCUGGGAGUUAACAAAUGUGAAGACAGCUGUGCCCUGUUCACUUGCCCUCAAAAUUCUAAAUGUAUAACAAAAAGUCAUAAAAGUCAAUGUGAAUGUUUAAGUGGUUUUGCUGGAAAUCCUAAUGAUCGAGAUGGUUGUAUAGCUAUUAACAAAAAUCAAUGCUCAGAUGACGUUCAAUGUCGAGAAAAUGAAGUAUGUAAACUUGUAGGAGACGUUAGAAAAUGUAUUUCUGCAUGCCACCAAAAAAUCUGUGGCCCUAAUGCUGUCUGCGUUACUAACAACCACAUUGCAAAAUGUCAGUGCCCAUCGGGUCCGUUUACAGGAAAUCCGAAUGAUUUAGAAAAGGGAUGCCAAUCCGUACCAUGCAUUUAUAACGCAGACUGUCUUUCUAAUGAAUUAUGUAACCGUAUGACACACAGAUGCAUGAGUGCUUGUGGAGAAGACUCGUGCGGUGAUAAUGCCGUUUGUAUUGCUGAAAAUCAUAAAGCAAGUUGCCAAUGUCCUAAUGGAUUCAAACCUGAUCCUAUUCCUGAAGUCAAUUGUAGAAAGAUCGAAGUUUGCAAUCCGAAUCCUUGCCAUUCUACAGCUAUUUGCGAGCCAAGACGUUCAUCAUAUGUAUGUCGAUGCCCUACAGGCUUUUUAGAGGAUCGUAAUGGUGGGUGCAGGAAGCAAGAUGAGUGCACGACAGGCGAUGAAGACUGUCCAUUGGAAACAGCAUGCGUCAAUGGACAUUGUGUAAACCCUUGCGAUGGUGCUUGUGGUAUUAACUCGCUGUGUAAAGUAGUAAACAGAAAAGCUAUUUGUGUAUGUCCUGAUGGUUACGAAAAUAUGAAAGGAAAUGCAUGUAAGAAAAAGUUAUUGGUUUGUAAUAGUGAAUCAGAUUGCAACGGAGAUAUUUGUUCAAAUGGACAGUGCUUUACAACUUGCAUAAAUUCAACUCAGUGCGAUCCUGGAGAUUCAUGUGUGAAAAAUUUCUGCGUUAUACAAUGCACAAAGCACGCACAAUGUGGGAUAGGACAAGCUUGUGUUGCAGGACAAUGUUUGAUCGGUUGCAGAACUCAAGAAGACUGCCCUAGCGAAGAGGCCUGUGUCAAUAAUAAGUGCGUCAAUCCAUGCCUAUCAACGAGAGCUUGUGGUCCAAAUGCGAUUUGUUCGAGAAUUAAUCAUAAUACCAAAUGUGAAUGUCCUCUCGGAUUUCAAGGUACUCCAACACCUCAACAGGGAUGUGUUAGAAAGCCAAGUUCAUGUGCGAGAACAGCUGAGUGUCCUCCUGACCACAUGUGUAUUGGAUAUCUAUGCCAAGUACCCUGUCAAGAUAAUUCUGGAUGUGCUAUUGGCGAAAAAUGUAAUGAUAACAGAUGCCACAAAAUUUGUCAUUCGAGCAGUAACUGUUUACAUGGAGAGCAUUGCAGUUCUGGCGUAUGUAUUCCUGGUUGCAAAACUGAUUCCGACUGCUUAAACAAUCAGUUGUGUAAAUCAUCCGAAUGUCAGUGCCUUCCAGGUUUUGAACUAACCAGCGAUGAAUGCACAAAUAUAAAUGAAUGUCUUAAAAAUCCUUGCCAUCCAUCGGCCCAAUGUGCAGAUACGCCAGGUUCUUAUAAGUGUGUAUGUCCAGUUGGAGCUAUCGGUGAUCCAUAUGCAAGUGGUUGUUUAUUGCCAAAUCAAUGCAGAAAUGACAAUCAAUGUGAAGACUCACUUGCCUGUAUAAGAGGAAAAUGUUCAAAUCCUUGUCAAACAAAAACUUGUGGUAUAAAUGCAUUGUGCUCAGUAGAAAAACAUAGAGUCACAUGUACCUGCGAAAAAGGUUUCUUAGGAAAUCCAUUUGACAAAAAGAUUGGUUGCUUCAAGGUGGAAUGUAUAGAGGAUCCUGAUUGUUCUACAGACAAAUUCUGCAACACAAGAAAUAACAAGUGUUCUGAUAAGUGCGAGGAUUCUGCGUGUCUAGGUGGUACGUGUACUAUAGAAGAUCAUAAACCAAUAUGCACUUGCCCAACAGGAUACGAUUUGGCGAACAAUGUUUGUGAGGAUAUAAAUGAAUGUUUAAACAAUCCAUGCCCUUUGAAUGCAAAUUGCUUAAACAGCCGCGGAUCUUAUUCGUGCAGCUGUGUCAAUGGAACAAUAUUAGAUUCAAGUUCAGGAAACUGUAGAAUGCCCGGAGAAUGCUUUUCCGAUGAUAGUUGUUCCGACAAAACAAAAUGUAGUGAUAACCAUUGCAUUGAUCCCUGUGAGAAGUCAUCGCCAUGCGGAGUAAAUGCGGAAUGUACCGUUACAAAACAUAAUCCUGUAUGUGAAUGUCCUCCUGAUAGUCAAGGCGAUCCCUACAAAGUGUGCACGAAAUUUGAAUGUACUAAAGACAGUGAUUGUUCAUCGGAAGAAGCGUGCGUUAACUAUAAAUGCAAAAAUUCAUGUAGCAUACCGAGGGCAUGUGGAAGAAAUGCUGAGUGCCUAUCUAGAAAUCACAUAGGCCAUUGUACGUGUGCAUCUGGAUAUACUGGAGAUCCCGUACUCGGUUGUGUCCCUAUUCAAUAUUGCACAGAUGACAGUAGAUGCUCUUCAGGAACUAAGUGCGUCGAUAAUUUAUGCGUAGGCUUAUGUAAAAAUUCAAGGGAUUGCUUAAAUGACCAAUUGUGCAUCCAAGAUACAUGUCGCAUAACCUGUGACUCUAACAGCACCUGCCCAGAUUUCCAAUUCUGUUUAAACAGAAUUUGCACUAAAGAAGUCCAGUGCCUAGCAAACGAAGAUUGCGAUGAUGAUGAAAGGUGUACUGUUGGGAGAAAAGGUGUACCACAGUGUGUUAAAGUGUGUGAGCGACACCCAUGUGGUAGACAAGCAGUAUGUAUCGGUAAAAAUCAUCAACCAACCUGCUCUUGUGCUCCUGAAUUUUUCGGUGAUCCUUUACAAGGAUGUAAAAGAAAGGAAUGUGAAACAGAUUCACAAUGUUCUGAAGAUAAACAAUGCCACCAAAAUAUGUGUAAAAUUGCAUGUCUCGUCGAAAAUACGUGCGGAGAAAAUUCUAUAUGUUCAUCAGAAAAACACCGUCAUGUGUGUUACUGUCAACCUGGUUACACUGGAGAUCCGAUAAAAGGAUGCCUUAAAAUCAACAGAUGUGCAUCUAAUCCUUGUGGUAAUGGUGCCGAGUGUAAAAAUUUGAGGGAUCGCGCUCAAUGUUCUUGCCCGCCUGGUUACGUUGGAAAUCCCUACGAGGAAGGUUGCCGCAAAGCUCAGGAAUGCAGGUUUAAUAGAGAUUGUCCCACAGUAGCUCGUUGUACUGUUGUAGAUGGAAUUCGUAAAUGCACAGAUGCGUGUGAAUCCGUUAAAUGUGGUGCAAAUGCCGAAUGCACAGCUGCACGUCACUUGGGUCAAUGUAAAUGUAAGAAUGGAUACGUCGGAAAUCCUACCAGCGAUAAAGGUUGUCGUCUGCGUGAAAUAUCGUGCAAGCUUCGUAGUGAUUGUGGUGAAGAUCAGUAUUGUCACAAAGGUCUAUGUAAAGGCUUAUGUCUCGUAGACGAAGAAUGUGGAACGAGUGAAAAGUGUUCAAAUGGUCAAUGUAUCAACCCGUGCCAAAUGGAAAAAACGUGUGGACUGAACGCUAUGUGCCGAAUCGAUAACCACGUAGUCCAAUGCAGCUGUCCUAACAGUUUUACAGGCAACCAAGAUAUUGAGUGUGUCAGAAUGCCAAGGUUAUGCGGUUCCGCGGGAGAGUGCGAAGACGAUUACAUGUGUCAAGAUUCUAUGUGUGUCCCUCAGUGUAAGGCAGAUGAAGAAUGUGCUUUAAAUGAACGAUGUACUAAAGGCGCUUGUUUGUUAACCUGCCGCGUAGAUAAUGACUGUUUCUUGGGACAUAUAUGUUUGGGACACAGUUGUCAGUAUGGAUGUAGGCACGAUGAAGAUUGUGGACCCGAUGAAUUCUGCAAAAACAAUGUAUGCCAAAACCCGUGUGAUAAUGACAUAAACCCAUGUGGGCCCAACGCCGCUUGCUCUGUCACGGAACGAAAAGCUUCUUGUACGUGUCUAGAGGGAUUAAUACCUAAUCCGACACCUAAUAUUGGAUGCGUGCGCGCCCCAUCCCUGAAUUGCCACAUGCAUACGGACUGUGCAACCGGAUGGAGAUGUGAAGACGAUCGCUGUCGCCCUACUUGUACCGCUGAUGGCUCUCAAUGCCUACAGGGAGAACGAUGUGAUUCGGGCGUCUGUCGCUACGCUUGCACUUCAGACGAACAAUGUUCGGACGAGGAAGUAUGCGAUGGUCGUAUCUGUGUCACAGGCUGCAGAUCAAAUUCUGACUGCUCAAAUCAACUUGCAUGCUUAUCUGGACAGUGUGUUGAUCCCUGUACUGAACCAGCUACCUGUGGAGCGAACGCUUUAUGUACAGCCAAAGAUCACCUACCCGUAUGCACAUGCCCGCCAACAUUAUAUGGAGAUCCUAAAGCCGUUUGUAGAAGAACAAUGUCACCUUGCGAUUCAAACAAGAAUUGUCUUGAUGGGUUUAACUGCUAUGGUGGAACAUGUCAUCCUUCAUGCAGAAGCGAUAGCGUUUGCUUGUCAAACGAAAAAUGCAUUCGGGGCAUAUGUAGAGUAGUUUGCAACAGUGAUGAAGCCUGUAGUGAAGGAUACAUUUGUGAAAACAGGAUUUGUAAACAAGGUUGUCGUGACGAUAACGCUUGUGAUGUUAACCAAGCAUGCUUAAAAGGACAAUGCAAAGAUCCCUGCAGUCAAAAUGCAGUCUGCGGUAUUUGCUCUGAUUGCAAAGUUCAAAAUCAUCGCGCUCAAUGCAGUUGCAACAGCAAUUAUACUGGAAAUCCUGUUGUUGAAUGCAAGAAGAAAACCAUGCUAUGCGACGGAUUUUGUCCUUGCGACGACAGUGGCUAUUGUGUUUCACUAUGUGAAGCUGACACCGAUUGUUCAUGCGGCGAGAAAUGCUUGAAUGGGGGAUGUAGAACUGUUUGUUCUGUUAGAAAUAAAUGCCCUGAGAGACAAAUAUGUCUUCAAAAUGUCUGUAUACCUGGAUGUAAUCACGAUGCUCAUUGUGGAGACGAUAUGGUAUGUUCCUCAAAACGUUGUAUAAAAGCAUGCCAAGAAGGAACUUGUGGCAAAGAUGCUGCUUGCUUUGCUGUGCGCCACCGAGCUAUAUGUAAGUGUCCAAGUGGAUACACUGGUGAUCCUGCUGAACAAUGUAAAGCCUAUGAAUGUGCCCAAAAAGAAGACUGCGACGCUGACGAAGAAUGCGCUGACGGCAAAUGUAAAAAUAUAUGUUUAGGAGCGUGUGGUGUCAACGCCAUUUGUCGAUCAGUAAACGGAAAUCCUGAAUGCUCAUGCCCUCCAAAUUUCAUUGGAAAUGCUAAAGUGGAAUGUUCUAAGCCGGCAGCUGGCAGUUGCUUGAGAAAUCCCUGCGGGUUGAGUGCACGCUGUCGUGACUUAGAAGAUGGUAAUUACGAGUGCACGUGCCCUCCUAACUGCGCCGGUAAUCCCAACAAACAGUGCUUCUGUGGAGCCAUGGAGCCUUGUGCCUUUAAAUCAUGUGGAACCAACGCACAAUGUCAUAUCGGAGCUAAAGGCGAAGCGCAAUGUUUCUGCCCACGAAACUAUCCUAACGGUGACCCCAACAUAGAAUGUGCCCAGGAACGAAGUGUUGUUGAUUGUAGAACCACAGGUUGUGGUAUUAAUGGGGAAUGUUUAAGAGAAGGCGCAGAAUUUGUUUGUAGAUGUAUUCCCGGCACAGAAGGACAGGCCGAUGUUGAAUGCCACACCAGUAUCGAAUGUACGAGCGACAAGGAUUGCCCAGUAGACAGAGCGUGUUUGAGCUUGCACUGCGUGGACCCUUGCACGGUGCGUGGUGUGUGUGGAGAAGACGCUCUCUGUGUGCCUCUGAUGCACAAAGCUCAGUGUACGUGCCCUCAGUGCUACGUGGGACAGCCGCGCGUCGCAUGCCGCAUAGAUCCGACUUGCAAACCCUCUGCCGAACAUAAUGCCACAUUUACUUGUUCUGACACUAAAGCCUGUCCAUCGAAAUUAGCAUGUGAUCUAAGCACUAAUUUAUGUCGUAACCCAUGCAUGGGAUACCAAAAUUGUCGACGUAAUCAAAAAUGUGAAGUGCGAGAUCAUAGACCGAUUUGUGUAUGUCGAAAUGGAUUUGCUUUAAAUGAAAAGGGUGAAUUGACUUGCGCACCAGAACACGCAGAGUGUACAAGAGACGAACAGUGUCCGUCUAAUGCGGCCUGCCGUAAUUCCAAGUGUGUGAAUCCCUGCCAAGCGUCUGUGGAGCCCAUGUGUCCAAAGGGUAAACAAUGUGAAGUAGUUGAUCACCGCGCCAUGUGUGUAUGUGUCGAAGAAUGUAACCCAUCGCUAUCGAUUUGCUUAAGAGACAGUGGAUGUCCGAGCAAUUUAGCAUGCAAAGACUUCCAAUGUAAAGACCCUUGUAAAGGCGCUUGUGGUGGUGCUCCGUGCUCAGUAGAAGAUCACCACCCUGUUUGCAAGUUUUGUCCUAUUGGAUUCACACACGAUGAAAAACAUGGCUGCACUAAAGCCACAGAGUGCGGCGGUCAUGAGCACUGCGCUCCUACACUGGCGUGUGUCGGAGGCCGGUGUGCCGACCCCUGCGCGCGCGGCGGUCCCUGUCUUAAUGGCGAUCACUGCGCCGUUGUCGACCAUCAACCUGUUUGCUCUAAAGUAUGCCAGUGUCAAAAGUCAUCUGACUGUGCGAGAUAUCCAAACACAUUCUGCGACGGUUGUGCAUGCGUUCGAGAAGAAAGACAUCCGCAAACAAACUGUGCGCACUGCCGACCUGGCGUCCCCUGCGAUCCAUUUUCUGGUGCCUGCAUGGAAAAUGGAACUUAUGUCCCACUAACCGAAACCACUACCACAUCUGGAGGAAAAAGUGAAUCUGCCACUACUAUAGACAUGACUACAACUAAUGACCAAGUAUCGCAGACUGUUUCUGAAAAUAAUGAUUCCCCCUUUACGACUCCUAACCCAAUAACUACCAAUGACCAAACUACUGACACUAUACCGCGUACUUCAAGCGUAAUAUCAACAACAUCUCGCGAAAUUGAUACCACAAGUACCGUAACUGAUAGUGGCGUUAUAGAUAUCACAAAAUCUACGACUGAAAUGACAGAUACUCCUGUCGAUUUUACUACACUGACGUCAACAAACUUCAGUAGUUCAGAUGUUUUAGAAAGUUCUAGUUUAAGUACCACAACGUUAUCACAAAUUGAUCAAACCAUUUCGAAACUCAAUGAAGUAGAUAGAAUUAGUACCGUUAAAAUAAAUGAACAAUCGCCGCACCCAACGGAGAGUAUUGCUUUAAAUACUUCAUUGUAUAGUACUACACCUACAUCUGAUAUAUAUACUAAAACACAAUCUACUGGUAGUGACGGUAUGGUAACUAGUACUACUGAUUCAAAACUAUCUACAAAGACUGGUCAUAAAAUGACGGAAUCAAAUUUGAUCUCCACAGAUAUUAAUCAUAACGUAGCUACUACGCAAAUUACUACACCCUAUACAAAUGUAGACGACUAUCAAUCAUCAAUUGAUUCUGAUGUUCUUUUGCAAAGUAGUAGUACAAUCCAUGUGGAAAGUACUAUAAAGCCUUUCACUAAAAAAACGUUGGAAACAAAUAAUGCAACAGCAUCGGUUGAAAAUAAAAACACUAAAACCCCAGAAAAUCAAAGAAAACUUAAUAGUAAUUAUACAGGAAUUACCUUAAUACAGGACGAACCACAAAUAAAUAUAACUACUUCUAUUUCAUUUUUAAGUACAAAUUCUCCUACUUCUACAACAGACAAAGGUCUAGUAAUACAUAAUAUGGAAAAGGGUUAUGAUGAAAAUAAAACUACUCCAGUAGGGUCUAAAGCAACAAAAUACCCGACUGAAUUUACUCAAACCACACAAAUAACUGGCGAAAAUACAGGUACCGUAACCCACACAACUACUGGUUAUUCAUAUAGCGCAACGAAAUCGAUGUCAACUAGCGAUUCAACUGAUUCGAUAACAACACAGUAUAACACGCAAUCGGAAUCUUUGAAUACGAUGACGACAUUGCCGAUGGAAUUAACCCCACGAUUGACAUCUGCCAGCUCAACUGAUAUGGAAACGGUGAAUCCAAUUGAUUUGGAAAAAACAUUAGGAGGAGAAAAUACAGUAUUCAGAAGCACAACUUCAACAGAAAUAUUAAUAGAGGAGUACUCGACGACUUCUGGUAUUGAUAGUGAAACACCAGUUCAACAUUUGAUUCCUGGAGAAAUGACUUCUGUCCGUCCUGCCGAUACAGACAUACCGUAUAUCAUUGAUACUACAACGAAAACAAUACAAGAACCAGACAUGCUCACGGCUCCUAGUACUAUAGGAGUAGUAACAAAUGUUGAAGCAGUUACGAAACCUUAUACAGUGACUGAAUAUGUAACAGAUCGUUUUAUCAACAACGAACCAGACCCAACAGUGACAUCAUUAUCAGAUUCUAAAGUUGAUGAAUCUAUUACUUUACCGGCUACUUUUACUGAAUCAGUUAAUCUUGAAAAUACAUUACAAACAACAUAUAAAAUACCAGAAAAAACAGUUAUCGCAACAACUUCUAAAGAAAUUAUCGACAUUGAGGCGAAAACUACAGUUAAAGUUCCAAAUGUUGAUGGUGCUACCACUACAUACAUACCUCGCGGAGAUAUGGGUACAACUGAGUCUCUAAAAUACAAUGAUUUAACACCCGUUACUGAAGGAGGUAUCGAUUCAUCAAUGACAACAGAUCAAAGGUCAUUAAGUACUAAUACCGUCAUUAAUGGAGAUGAUGUUACCUUACCCUCUGUAAGCGAUAAGGAUCCCAUUACAAUAGAUACGAUGAAACGUGAAGGUGUUGUGACUUCAGCAACUGUAACAGAUAUUGUCUCGUCUACUUUUGUACCAGAAAUAAGAACAGAUACACCUGGUACGGUCGAAUAUAAAGAUGAUAUUACAACUCCUUCUUUCACAGAAGGAGGGUUAUAUACACUUAGUACAGUAAAAUAUAGAGAUAAUGUUAGCCCUGUAGCUGUAACAGACGAAUUAUUGGCUCGAACAGACUCUAAUAUAUAUGGAAAACAAACACAUUCUACUGUCACAGAUAUCAAUUUAGGAACGACAAACUCUGUUAAAUACGGCGCAGAUGAAAUUCCAACAUCUGUAACAACAGACACUGAGCUAAAUAAAAAAGACACUCAAACUUUGGUAACGGAUGAUAGAUUAGUUACUACUGAAACGAUGCAAUAUAGCGAUGGUAAAACUGCUACCGUUGUAACAAAUCCUAUAUUAAGUACAACAGAAACGGUUAGACAAGAAGAUGAAGUAACUGGUUCGCCUGUGACAAAUGUGGAAGAAGUGACCCAAUAUCGAGACGAUUUAACAACAAUACGUUUCACAGAUAGUAAAACAGUUACGCCGGAAAUAACGAGUAGCGAUAACAGUGACACAACCGCCGUUGUCACUUUUACAACAGGAUUACCGAGGUAUACGGACGAUUUAACUAGUUUACCAGAAGUGACAGAAGGUGCAUCAGUCACAAAAUAUGAGGAAGAAAAAGCCACUGUUCCAAAUGGUGAUGACGUUACUACUUCUUAUAUAACAGAUGGUAGAUCAGUUCCAACGACCACCGAUAAAAAUACGCGUGUAACUUCAGAGUUUGUAACAGAUCAAAAGAUAGCCACUACCAAUACAGAAAAGUAUAUAGAUGAAUUAAGUACUGCCUCCGCUAUAGACAACGGUGCCGCAACUACAGAAACUAAAAAAUCGGAAAAUUCAACACCCUAUUCUGUGACAGACAACAUACUAAGUUUUGAUACAACUAUAUAUGAACAUGAUUUAGCCACUAAUUCUGUAACAGAGGGAUCAGCAAUUAAAACGCACGGAGUGGAAUAUGGUGAUGAUAAAUCUGUGAAAGAUGAUAGGUCUAAUACUAUAAAAAACGUUACUAAUAUAACUCCAACAUCGAUAGCAGGUACAUCAUAUACCACGGACGCAGUAAAAUAUGAUGACGACGUUACUUUUACAACAAGUACUAUUGAACUUGGAGAUAUUGUUACCACAACCUCUAAAAUAGAUAAGCAAUAUGGAGGAGUAACAGUAAAAUAUGAUCUCGAUGCAACUCCUACAUCUACAGUAGGUGAUAAAGCGGGUACCACACUUAGUGAGAAAGUUACAAUUGUCACACCUACUUCAUUAACAGAUAACAAAUUAGGUAGUAAAAACACCGUCACAGAUGUAGAUGAUGAUUUUGCGACUUCUGUAACAGAAGGUUUAUCAAUUUCCACGGAUGGAAAAAAAGUUCCAACUACCACCUUGAAAUAUGGUGCUGGUGAAACUUCUGCGUUUGCAACAGAAGAUUUAUCUUCUCCUACAAAUACAGAAAAAUAUGGUCAGGAUCGAACUACCACUCCUGUUACAACCAAUUAUGCGGUUACCACUGAAACCGUAAAAUAUGGUGGUGAUGUAACUGCGGGUUAUGUAACAGAUGGUAGAUCGCCUACAACAGUUACCGAUAAAUAUGACACAUUCACGCCUACUUUCAUACCAGAUAGUAAAACAGUAACUAUGGAGACCGAGACGGCCAAGGAUGAAAUCACUACCACGUAUAUAAUUGAUAGUGAAACAAAUAUUACAGGCACUAAGAAGUAUGUUACAGACCCGACUUCGUCUCCCACAACAGACAGUAGCUUAGAUAGUUCAACAGACGAAAUGGUAAUUGGUGACGUUGUAACAGCUUCAUCUGUAACAGAUGUCAAAUCGGCUACAGAAGUGAACCCAAUGACACCCAUGUCUGUAGCAGUCGGCAGAUCUAGUACUACAGAGCCUGGAAAAUAUAGUGAUGAAAUAACUACCACUCACGGAACAGAUGGCAACACAAUAAUCAAAGUAACUGAAAAGUAUGAUGCUGAUGUAACUCCUACAUAUGUAACAGAUAGCAAAGAAGACAGUACAAACACUUUGAUACAUGGCGAUGGUUCUACCUCUUUUGUAACAGAAGGUUACCUAACUACGACACACUCCGAGAAAUAUGGUAUUACUACUUCAUCUGGGACAGAUGAAAGCACUCCUUUAAUUACAACGAAUAAUUAUUCUACCGAUAAACCUCCUCCUCCAUCUGUUUCUGUAUCGAGUGAUAGAUCAGCCACUACAGACACCGUGCAAUAUGGAACAGUCACACCCACUUCUGUAAACGGCAUCAUUACAGAUGGACUGACCGUUGUGACAGAGAGUAAACCAGUUUUAGAUCCCAAGCAGUACGGUGCCGACGUAACUGCUGCAUCUAUAACAGACAGCAACUUAAGUAGUGCGAGCACUGCACUUUAUGAAGAUCAUGUAUCUACUUCUGUAACAAGAAGCAAACCAAUUACAACAGACACAGGUAACGAUGGUGCCGAUUUAACACCUGCAACAGGUGGAAAGUCGAUUGGUAACGAUACUGGGAAAUACAAACUUGACCUCUCUACCUCCACUGUAACGUAUGGAAGCUCAGUUACGACAACCACCAUAAAAUUGGAUGCCAAUGUUACUCCACCUUCAUUUACUGAUGGUAGAAUGGGUACUUCUGUCACCGAACAAUUGGAAAUAGUCACACAAACAUCUGUGACAGAUGGCAGGUCGGUUACUGGAGACACUGUAAAAUAUGAUGAUGAAGCUACUCAACCUAUAACAGAUAGUAACGAAAACGUUACACCAACUGUUAUUACAGAUAACGGGUUCGAAACUAUAGGUACUGAAAAAUAUGGGCUCGAUCUUACUACUGCCACUUACACAGUAACAGACAUUAACGAUAAGAAACGUGUUACUACUAGUACACCUGCAGGUGCCUCCAUAUCAGUUGACACCGUAAAAUACGGCAUAACUACAGAUUCUGAGUCAGACGAUAGCACAGCUUUUGCGGAUAAUGAACGAAAAACGACCAAGAAUUAUGGAACAGUCACAUCCACUCUUAUAACAGAAAACCCAUUAGGAGCAACAAACACAGUGAAAUAUGACGAUGAUAAGUUUCCGGAUUCCGUAACACAGAGUGAAUCAAUUACAUCAGGUUCAGUGAUAUAUGAUAAGGAUCUUACAAAAUCUACCAUUAUUGCAAAUAUACCUACUACUAAAACAGAAACAGAAACGGAAAGUACAAAUGCCGUGGAAUAUAGUAUUGACGAUACGACUACCACAUCUGCAACAGAUAGCAAAUUAAAAGAAAAUAGGACCGAUACCACUGCCGCGUCUAUAACGGACGAUAAAUCAGUAACAACAGAAUCCACAAAUUAUAGUGUUACACACACUACUAUAAUAGAUGGUGAAUUGGCAGCCACAGGCGGUAAAUAUGGACUUAUGUCGUCAACCUCUGCUACAGAUAGUAUAACUGACACAACUGUAGUUAUAAAUGAACAAAAACACGUUACCCCUACGUCUAUAACAGGAUAUCUUACAACAGAUGCUGAAAACUAUAGUGAUGAUGUCAGGACCACCUCUGUAAAUGACGAUUCAAUUGUUACAACGGUAAAUGUGCAAUACGUUAACGAUUUACAUUCCACAUAUGUAACAGGAAGUGAAUUUCCUACGACGGAUACCGACAGAUACGAAAAUGUUACACCCGCAUCUGUAACAGAUGGCAUAUCAGCCAGAACAGAUAGCUUGAACGUAAACGACGCUAAUUUAACAGGAAUAUACAGUAAAACAGCUACCACAGAAUAUUUGAAAUUAACAGACGCUACUGCUCCAGUGGCUAAAACAGAACUUUUUGAAUUUACAUCUCCUCAAUCGUUGACUUUAGAUAUAAAUACAACAACGCCAAAAUACGUGGAAACCACCAAAACAAACACUGGAGAUAUAAAAAUGAAUACUAAUACGGAACAAAUGACGAAUAACGUUACUGAAAUUCAGCGUGAAGUUACCCCGGAAUCUACUGAUUAUCCAACACAAACUUCUUCUGCCGUUUUCGGUAUAAAGGAAAUGCCUGAAAAACAGUACACUAACACACAGAAACCAACAACAAUUCGCAUUACUUCGACUCCGGGUUUGUCAGGAUUGACAAACAAUCUGGGUUCUGACACAGUUACAACGAUAAGCUCUAGUUCAGAAUUUGUAAAUACUGAGACUGUUGCUUACUCAACGGAGAUUACAAACGAUGUAAUGCAAGGAACUUCUAACGCUCCAGAACUACGAUAUACUUUUUCGGAGACUUCACCAGAAACUAUUUCCACUCAACAUAAUUAUGAGGACAAUAUACUAAACACGUCAACAUUGCCAUCAUUAACAUCUACAGAAGAUAAUGUUCAAAGAUCAACUUUCAAUGACAUUUCUUCUGACAUACCUAGCGAUGCUUACACUAUAGAAGGCCCAGUAUUCACUGAAAAUCAAAGCAACUAUCAUACAAAGACCACUUUACAAAAUAUUGCUGAAAGUAGUACGGAACAAAUUGCGACUUCAACUAACUCUGAAAACAUGUUGACAGAAACAUCUAAUGCUUUUCAGUCAAUAGAUAGAACUUCUUCAGAAUCGUCUACGGUCGCAGGUUCUGAAUUAACAAGCACAUAUAGCUUUACUUCUGACUUGGAUAGUCCCCCGACAUUUAUAUCUACAGAAUUUUCAAGAGACAAAACUGCGUUUACUAGUGAAUUUGUUGAUUCUACAAAUGAAGAAGAUUUAAAUACAACCUUCACCCCUUCCUAUGAUUAUGCUAGCACAAACUCAUUUUCUAGUUAUGCUGAUAAGUCGAUUACGACAGCAAAUAAAACCACUACUUCGACGGAAAGCUUUGUAGAAAACAGUACGAUUUUAGACAGUCAAAGAACAACCGAAAUUGCUAUAACGGCUAACGACGGCGUAGUCAAUAAUGAUGUUUCUACUAUAGAGCAAGGUGAUAUAUUAGUGCAAAGUACAACUUCUGCCAUCCAGCUAGUUACUAAUGAUACUACUGACGAUUCAAAUAUAUUUGAGACUACCUCUGUCAGUUCUGGAUUGACAACCGGGAGUAGUUCAGAUACAGAUAUAUCUCCAACAGACCACGAAAUCGUAGAUAUCUCAACACAGCGAGCCUCAAACACUUUCGCUGCAACUACAGACAUUAGUAUGUCAACGUUAGAUUUUACUGCCACUGACAUAUCUUAUGCAGACGACACUCAAGUUCCAAAUAAAACUCUUCAAAGUACAACUAGAGAAAACGAUAACAAUAUUGUGUUAACUACUGAAACAAGUAAGAAUGUUCCUUCAUCAAAGACACAACAUACUUCUACCGGUAUUAGUACCUCUACGGAAAGUUUGUCUUCUCGUAGAAAGGAAGUUGAUAUUUCCGCUUGGACUGACACUACUCUUAUUACUGACAUGACUUCUACUGAAACAACUGUACAAAGUACUGAAAUAAAAAUUAACAUCCACUGUAAAAUAAACUCACAUUGCCCGACGAAUAAAGCCUGUCUAAAUGGAGUAUGCGAGAAUCCAUGUGACAUGAUUUGGAGUGGUUGUACAAAGAAAGAAUCGUGUUUAGUUGUCAACCAUGCAGCUGUUUGUGUAUGCGAUGACACCACUGGGAACCUCUGUUCACGUAAAGAACCACCCGGAACACCCAAGGUACCAGAACCUUGUCACUCUGAUCGGGACUGUAUAGAAACCGAAGCAUGUUUUAUGGGAUUGUGUCAAAAUCCUUGUGAGUUCGACAACGUAUGUGGCAUUGGAGCGAAUUGCCAGCCUGUUAAACAAAGGCCAAUGUGCUCGUGCCCCGCUGGACAUGAUGGAGACCCUGCUGUUAAAUGUUCACCUAAAAUAUUUGGUUGCACUCGAAACGAAGACUGUCCCUUGACUGAAGCUUGUAUAAAUAAUGCAUGUCAACACCCAUGUGCCAUACACAAUCCCUGUGCACCAAACGCGGUCUGUAUAAACACAAAUCAUGGCUCGGACUGUAGCUGCGCGGAAGGAUAUCAAGGAAACGGUUACGUGGGAUGUGUACCAGUAAUACCUCCUGGUUCAGUAUGUCAGUAUAACGAGGAUUGUCCACCGGAAUUACUAUGCGACCGACUAAACAGAGUCUGCAUAAGUCCAUGUGCCGUCAACACGUGUGGCGAUAAUGCUGAAUGUAUUCCAACAAAUCACGGUAUUCAAUGUAAAUGUUUCGCUGGAUUCACUGGUAACCCGUUCCUAGAAUGUUUCCAAGUCCAAGGAUGCCGAUCCGACAAUGAAUGUGCAAAUUCGGAAGCUUGUAUAAACGGAAAAUGUGGCUCACCGUGCCGAUGUGGAGUUAACGCUAUUUGUGACGUUUUGAAUCAUAGAGCAUCGUGCAAAUGUUUACCAGGCUACACAGGAAAUCCUCAACUUGGUUGUGAACCUCCAACUAAUCCGUGUGUUCCAAAUCCUUGUGGCACUAGUGCCUUGUGUGAAAUCGACAACGGCAAUCCUGUUUGUUUCUGUCCUAAAGGACUCACGGGAAAUCCUUUCAUGACUUGCAUACCUGAAGGCAACGAAUGUGAGCCCAACCCAUGUGGUCCUUAUUCCGGGUGCAGGUUGAUAGAUAACAAGCCCGCUUGUUUCUGUUUACCAAACUAUGAAGGAGAUCCACCUCGACAGCCUUGCCGAUUACCUAACAAUCCAUGUAAUCCUUCGCCUUGUGGCCCUAACACUCAAUGCACAAUACAAUCAAAUGGAUUUGCUAAAUGCACUUGUUCACCAGGUUAUAUCGAAAGCCCUAACACAAUUAGAGGUUGCGUUGAGUCACGCAAUCCUUGUGAACCAAACACAUGUGGUACCGGUGCUAGAUGUGAUCCAAAUCGAUCACCACCCUGUUAUUGUCCAGAAAAUGCGAUAGGAAACCCUUACAAAUCUUGUGCUACUCAAGGGUAUUUACCACCUGAAGUUCUAUGUCGCCCGGGGCCUUGUGGACCAAACUCUGAUUGUUAUGUUAGUGGCAAUAUGGAAAUGUGCUUCUGCAAGUCUGGUUUUACUGGAGAUCCUCAUAUUGGUUGCCAACCUCAAAGAAGCCCAUGCACACCAAACCUAUGUGGACCACAAGCUAUCUGCCAAGUUAACUUUGAUGGGCAACCAUUGUGCUUGUGCCCUGAAGGAAGCAUCGGUGACGCUUACGGAGUUGACGGUUGCCAUUCUCGAGAAUGUGAAGUUGACGAUGAAUGUAAAUUGAAUAGAGCAUGUAUAGGUUACGUGUGUCGUGACCCUUGCCCUGGAGCUUGUGGAUUUAAUGCUAAAUGUCGUGUAGAAUCUCACCGCCCUGUUUGUGUUUGCGAUGAAGGCUUUGUUGGCAAUCCUUUAAUGAGUUGUUUACCACCAGGGGACCAAAAAUCUAACGACAAGAAACCUUGUAGCAGAGCACAAUGCGGUCUGAACGCUAUUUGCAGAGAUGUUGGGGACAAAGCUCUGUGUUCUUGUCCUCCUGACUUCUUAGGAGAUCCAACGGUCGAAUGUAAGCCUCAAUGUACUAUGAAUUCGGAUUGUUCAUCAAACGAAGCAUGCAUCAACAAGAAAUGCGUAGACCCCUGCACGUUUAACAACGUAUGCGGUAUCCAUGCCGUAUGUUUAUGUUCCGAUCACACAGUAUCCUGCUUGUGUCCAGAUGGAUAUAUUGGCGAUCCUCUAACACAAUGUCUUUAUCGACCGAUAAUAAUUGGCUCGGACAACACAACUUCUCAGCCUUGCUCUCCUAACCCUUGUGACCCCAGCGCCCCAUGUGAUACUUAUGGAAACCAAUUUGCAAUUUGCGACGCUUGCGUUGGACCAAAUGCAGUCAACAACCCAUCCUGCAGACCAGAAUGUGUAUUUAAUUCAGAAUGUGCGUUCAACAAGGCUUGUUUGAGAAACAAAUGUGUAGAUCCAUGCCCAGGUUCAUGUGGUGUUAAUGCAAUGUGCUUAGUUUACUAUCACGACCCAAUAUGUCAAUGUGCGGAAGGUUUCAAUGGAAAUCCUUAUGAACACUGUAAACCAUCAACUGGACCUGUUUUAGCGGAAACUUGUGAUAACGUCCGUUGUGGUGCUAACGCAGUUUGUGAAGAUUUAAAUGGUGCACUUACUUGUAAAUGUCUUCCAGACUUUUAUGGUAACCCCUAUAUGUCGUGUCGUCCUCAAUGUGUCGUCAACAGCGACUGUGCCCCAGAGUUGGCUUGUCUAAACAACAAAUGUGAAAACCCAUGCAAAGACAUUUGUGGUAUUGGAGCUUUAUGUAAAACUGUAAACCAUCACGCAGUUUGUCAUUGUGAAAAUGGAUAUACUGGGGAUCCUUACGUGAGAUGUCAACCUACGGUUGUUCUUUCGCCUCCUUUGUCAACGUGUGAUCCUUCACCUUGCGGCCCUUACAGUCGAUGCCUUGUAUCAGCUUCAGGUUUUGCUGUAUGCUCAUGCCUACCAGGCCACCGAGGAGUAGCACCUAUGUGCCAACCCGAAUGUGUCAGUAACUCUGACUGUUCCCAAACGGAGACGUGCGUAAACCAAAAAUGUCUAAAUCCUUGCCUCGGUAGUUGUGGCCUCAAUGCGGAAUGUAUCGUGGUAAAUCAUAAUCCAAUAUGCAGCUGCAGACUUGGUCAAACGGGUGACCCAUUUGUCGCUUGUGCAGAUGUUAUAGAACACGUACCAGUGGACUCAAAUCCUUGUGUACCUUCACCAUGUGGUCCUAAUUCUGUUUGUGAAAUAAAGUCAAACCAUCCUGUCUGUUCUUGUCGUUCGAACUAUGCUGGCACGCCUCCAUUCUGUAGACCGGAGUGCGUUAUUAGUCAGGAAUGUCCAUCGAACAAAGCUUGUAUCAAUGAAAAAUGUGUGGACCCUUGUCAAGGUGCUUGUGGUAAUAAUGCAAGAUGCAAUGUGGUAAAUCACACACCCCUGUGUAGCUGUUUGGAGGGCUAUAGAGGAGAUGCUUUUGUCGGGUGUGUAGCAGUAGCAAAGGGAGAAUCACCAACACCUUGUAACCCAUCGCCAUGUGGAGAAAACACUAUGUGCACUGUGGUCAAUAAUGUAGCUCGCUGCUCAUGUAUACCUCCCAACAUUGGAAACCCGUAUGCUGGAGGUUGUCGACCCGAAUGUUCCAUAAACUCAGACUGUCCGAACCACCUUGCUUGUUUAUCGAAUCACUGCCGAGAUCCGUGCAGAGACUUAUGUGGGGUUAAUGCAGAAUGUUCUGUCACCAAUCAUGUGCCGGUCUGCACAUGUUUUAAAGGUUACGAAGGCGAUCCAUUUUCUUCCUGCCGUCAAAAAUCUACGCCGUCGUCUCCAUUCAACCCAUGUGAACCUUCGCCUUGUGGACCAAACAGUGAAUGCCACGUAGUCAACGAUCGUGCGGCGUGUUCUUGUCGUGCUGGCUACUUAGGCGCUCCUCCUGCUUGCCGUCCCGAAUGCGCUGUAAAUUCUGAUUGCCCGGCCAACAAAGCAUGCAUCAAGCUUAAAUGCAAAGACCCAUGCGUACACAGUUGUGGUUUAGAUGCGCGCUGUCAUGUCGUAGGACACAAUCCUAUUUGCACUUGUCCAGAAAACCUUCCUGAAGGUGAUCCAUUCAUCAGAUGCUACAGAAAAACGAUAAACAAAUCACCACCUAAUCCGUGUCUCCCAUCACCAUGUGGUCCUCAUUCAUCAUGCCGAAACGAAGCCGGCCGUGCUGUGUGCUCUUGUGAGCCAGGCACUUUAGGAGCGCCGCCAUCGUGCCGACCACAAUGCGUCAUCAAUCAGGACUGUCCGUUGGCGCUCGCAUGUUUGGCCGGCACAUGUGUCAACCCUUGCGUUGGAUCUUGCGGAUUCAACGCGAGAUGCAUCGUACAAAACCAUCAACCAAUAUGUUCGUGUGAUGAAGGCUUUUCUGGUGAUCCUUUCGCUGGCUGUAAUCCUGUUGAGGCUUCAAAAGACCUACCUCAUCAGCCAUGCAAUCCGUCACCUUGUGGACCUAAUGCUAUCUGUCAAGAACGGAAUGGUGCUGGUUCUUGUACUUGUGUAGAUGACUUUUACGGUGAUCCAUAUCGUGGUUGUCGACCCGAAUGCGUUAUGAAUACUGAUUGUCCUAGGGACAGAUCUUGUUUCAAUAACAAAUGCGUGGACCCGUGCUCUGGUUCCUGUGGACAAAACACUGAAUGUAGAGUAGCAAAUCAUGCACCUUCAUGUUACUGCUUGCCUGGAUAUCGUGGAAACCCUCUUCAUGCAUGUACUCCUGUUUUAUCUCUACCAGACCCUGUGGAUCCGUGCAACCCCUCACCUUGUGGGCCUUACAGUAAAUGUCGCGUAUUUAAUCGGCAUGCAGUUUGUACAUGCCUUGAUAUGUGCGUUGGUUCGCCGCCAAAUUGUAGGCCCGAAUGUAUCGUUAGUUCUGAUUGCCGGCCAGACAAAGCAUGUAUUAAUCAAAAAUGCCAGGAUCCGUGUCCUGGUAUGUGCGGUAUUGAAGCUCAAUGCCAAGUUGUAAAUCACAACCCUAUAUGUAGUUGUUUUAAUGGGUAUACCGGAGAUCCUUUCGUAAGAUGUUUCUUGGACGAAAGACCUAAGGACCCAAUAAGCAAUUGCAUACCGAAUCCUUGUGGCCCACAUUCGCAAUGUAAGGAUGGUAUUGGUGGUCCAGUAUGCUCAUGCUUAGAAAACUAUGUGGGACGCCCUCCCAACUGCAGACCUGAAUGUAUGAUAAAUGUCGAGUGUCCGGGCAACUUGGCAUGUAUAGCCGAGAAAUGCAGUAAUCCUUGUCCGGGUUCUUGCGGUUACCAUGCUUCUUGUAACGUAGUCAAACAUGUUCCAAUAUGUACUUGUGACCAAGGUUAUACUGGAGAUCCUUUCUCAGGAUGUUCUCCUAUUCCAUCUAUUGAACCUCAAAUAGUUAGUCCCUGUGCACGAUCUCCAUGCGGUGCCAAUGCAGUAUGCAAGGAAAGACAUGGGGCAGGAUCAUGUUCUUGUCUUCCGGAUUACUACGGAGAUCCUUAUGUUGAAUGCCGCCCAGAAUGCGUGUUAAAUACAGACUGCCCGAAAGAUAGGGCUUGCAUUAACAAUAAAUGUAAAGACCCUUGCCCAGGUGUAUGUGGUAUGAACGCUGAAUGUCGGGUAAACAACCAUGCGCCAUCUUGCGCCUGCCUUUCAGGCUAUGAAGGAAAUCCAUUCACGUCCUGUUACAUAAGGCAAAAUGAAGUUCCAAUUGAUCCGUGCUCACCAUCACCUUGUGGCCCAUACAGUUUAUGUCGUGUGACUGGUAGCCACGCAAUAUGUUCAUGUCAAGAAAAAUACUUUGGUGCCCCUCCAUUUUGUCGGCCUGAGUGUAUGGUCAGCAGUGAAUGUAUGCCUAAUAGAGCUUGCAUCAACCAACAAUGUGUCGACCCUUGUAUUGGCGCAUGCGGCAAUAAUGCUAAAUGUACUGUAGUCAAUCAUAAUGCCCUAUGUAGUUGUCCGCCGAAUUAUAAUGGAGAUCCGUUCGUAAACUGCGCAUACGAGAAAAAGCCGGAGUCAAGACCGUCUGGAAAUCCUUGCGUUCCAUCACCUUGUGGGCCUAAUUCGCAAUGUAGAGUAAUAGGAGAAACUCCAGCUUGCUCCUGCCAAUCUGGCUAUAUUGGAAGAGCACCUAACUGUCGCCCUGAAUGCAUAUACGAUGAAGAAUGCCCUAGCAAUCUUGCUUGUAUUCGUGAAAAGUGUGUGAACUCCUGCGAAGGAUCUUGUGGAUCAAAUGCAGAAUGCGUUGUAAUAAAUCAUAAAGCAGUUUGUCACUGUCGUGAAAGUUACACUGGAGAUCCAUUUAGUGGUUGUUACUUUAUUGUCACAGUACCAAGUGAAGAUGAAACAAAUCCAUGUAAUCCGUCGCCUUGUGGGCCAAAUUCUGUCUGUACUGAGAGAAACGGUGUAGGGGCGUGUACUUGUGCCCCUGGAUACUUUGGAGAUCCCUACCUCGGAUGUAGACCUGAAUGCGUUACCAACAACGACUGUUCUACAAAUAAAGCAUGCCUGAACAAUAAAUGCGUAGACAUAUGUCAAGGGGCGUGUGGCUUAAAUGCGCAGUGUACAGUAGCACAUCACACACCGGUCUGCUUGUGCAUUGAUGGUUAUGAAGGCAAUCCAGUCAUAUCAUGUCAUCCACAAAGAACCCCGAUACUUGCGGAUGAAAACCCUUGUGUACCCUCGCCUUGUGGACCAUACAGUAACUGUAAAGUUGUUAAUGAUCACGGAGUAUGUUCUUGCCAAGAAGGAUACGUUGGCUCACCACCUACUUGUAGGCCAGAAUGUGUAAUAAGCACGGAUUGUCCCCAACACCAAGCUUGUAUAAAGCAAAAAUGCAGGGACCCUUGCCCAGGAACAUGUGGUGUUAACGCGAGGUGUCAAGUGAUAAACCAUAAUCCAAUUUGUACAUGCAAAGCUGGAUUUACUGGUGAUCCUUUUGUUACUUGCCAGUUGAAGCAAAAACCUAUCUUAGAGGGGCCUAAAGGAAAUCCAUGUGUACCUUCACCAUGUGGUCCAUACUCUCAAUGUAAAGUAGUCGGAGAAGCGCCUGCAUGUUCAUGCUUACCGAGCUAUAUUGGUGUAGCACCUAAUUGUAGACCUGAAUGCUCUAUAAACGCGGAAUGCCCUGGUAAUCUUGCAUGUCAAAAUGAAAAAUGUGUGGAUCCGUGUCCGGGCUCUUGUGGCUUUAAUGCGGAUUGUUCUGUUGCAAAUCACGUUGCACUAUGUAACUGUUUGUUGGGAUAUACAGGUGAUCCUUUCAGUGGCUGUUCACCUUUCGAACAAGCACCUGAGCCACUACCGAACCCCUGCAAUCCAUCACCUUGUGGUGCAAAUGCAUUAUGUAAGGAACGAAACGGGGUGGGUUCCUGCUCGUGUUUGCCGGAAUACUUUGGCGAUCCGUACACAGGAUGUCGUCCAGAAUGCGUUUCCAAUUCGGAUUGUGACCGUAAUAAGGCCUGUUCAAAUAACAGAUGCAAGGACCCGUGUCCAGGUGCUUGUGGCAUAAACGCUGAAUGUAGAACUGUGAACCACUCGCCGACAUGCACAUGUCUUACUGGGUACUCUGGUAACCCACAAGUUAGAUGUGAAAUAGAAAUUGUUACAGAUAAUCCAAAGAGUCCUCUGGAUCCAUGCCAACCAUCACCGUGCGGGCCUAACAGCUUGUGUCGUGUAGUUAACGGCCACAGCGUGUGUACCUGUGAAAGUGAAUAUAUUGGCACGCCGCCUUCCUGCCGUCCUGAGUGUAUAGUUAGUUCUGAAUGUCCACAAAAUAAAGCAUGUAUUAAGAAGAAGUGUAAAGAUCCGUGCCAAAAUUCUUGUGGAGUGAACGCUCGUUGUCAAGUUAUAACACACAAUCCUAUCUGUACCUGCAGUCCUGGUUACACUGGAGAUCCGUUCACACAGUGUUCUCUAAUAGAACGUGUUGUGCCAACCAAUCCUUGCGAGCCUUCGCCAUGUGGUCCUAAUUCUGAGUGUCGCGUUAUUGGAGAUCAAGCCGCUUGUUCUUGUCUACCGAAUUACAUCGGCAGAGUUCCAAACUGUAGACCAGAAUGUACUAUUGAUCCUGAAUGCCCCAGCAACACAGCAUGUAUUAAUGAGCGGUGCAAGGACCCAUGUCAAGGAGCGUGUGGAGUGAACGCAUUGUGUUUGACAAUUAAUCACAAGCCUGUGUGUUCCUGUCAACAAGGAUUUACUGGAGACGCUGUUAGAAAUUGUGUCCAGAUUUUAAUGUCGUCUACUGAAAUGACACCAACAUCGAGUCCAUGCACACCAUCUCCUUGUGGACCUAACGGAGAGUGCCGCGAAUAUAAUGGAGCAGGAGCUUGCGUUUGUUCUGAAGGCUAUGAGGGAGACCCGUACAGCACCCAGGGUUGUCGCAGAGAAUGUGAGAGUAAUGACGACUGUUCACCGAAUUUGGCGUGUACACGUUUUAAGUGUAUAGACCCAUGUCCAAGGACUUGUGGUCAAUUGGCACAAUGUACAGUAGAAAAUCAUAUUCCUGUUUGUACAUGCCCUCGAGGUUAUACUGGAGAUCCAUUUUUCCAAUGCAAAGAAAUUACGGUACAACCAACUCCUGCUCAAAAUCCAUGCGAGCCAACUCCCUGCGGGCCCAACAGCCAGUGCAGGCAGGUCAACAUGCAAGCAGUAUGUUCUUGCUUACCAAAUUACAUUGGAUCACCACCUUCUUGCAGACCACAAUGCAUAGUAAACAGUGAAUGCGAUUCAGCUAAGGCUUGUAUCAAUCAGAAAUGUGAUGAUCCUUGCCCACAUUCCUGUGGUUUGCGUGCACAUUGCACAGUCAGAAAUCACAGUCCAAUCUGCACCUGCCCAGUUGGCAUGACUGGAGAUCCAUUCACCCAAUGCUAUACCAUUCCACCAACUACGGAGAGACCUCCAUCAUGUACACCUUCACCUUGCGGUCCUCAUUCUCGCUGUCAAUUAUUGGCCAGUGGGCCAGCGUGCUCCUGUCUCCCCGGAUAUGUUGGUUCUCCGCCAUCUUGCAGACCAGAAUGUACCAUUAAUGGCGAGUGUCCAGCUUCGCUCGCAUGUGUACGACAAAAAUGUGAAGAUCCGUGUCCAGGAUCAUGCGGUGUUGAUGCCUCUUGCCAUGUCCUAAAUCACGUUGCAGUAUGCGUAUGUAAUGAAGGAUACACGGGCGAUCCAUUUGCCAGAUGCUUACCUAUUUUGCAAGAUUCGACUACCCCAGUUCCACAAGAUCCAUGCAAUCCAUCGCCAUGUGGAGCCAAUGCAGUAUGCGAUAACGGGUUCUGUACUUGUUUAUCGGAUUACAGCGGUAACCCAUAUGAAAGUUGCAGACCAGAGUGCACCGGAAGUCAAGAAUGUCCUAGAGAUAAAGCUUGCUUCAGAAAUAAAUGUCGCGAUCCUUGUCCCGGAACAUGUGGACAAAAUGCUAAAUGUGACGUCAUAAACCAUAUUCCAACUUGUUCAUGUAUGUCAGAAUACACUGGUAAUCCCUUCACGCAUUGUCGUCGUAUGGAAGAAGAAAAACAGAGGCCAAGAAAUCCGUGUCACCCUUCACCAUGUGGUCCUAAUAGUAUUUGCAAAAAUGUGGAUGAUGCUGCCUUAUGUGCUUGUUUGGAAAAUUUCCAAGGAUCUCCUCCAGCAUGUAGGCCCGAGUGCGUAGUAAGCUCUGAAUGCCCGUCUACAAAAGCAUGUGUGAACCAAAAAUGCAUCAACCCUUGCAUCAAUGCCUGUGGCAUUUCAGCACGCUGUGAAGUCAUUAAUCACAGCCCAAUCUGUAGCUGUAAUCCAGGACAAACCGGUGAUCCUUUUAAGAGCUGUUACGAUGUUAUAAUGCCACCUUCUCAGCCUGUAGAUGCAUGCAAUCCUUCUCCUUGUGGACCUAACUCGCAAUGUAUUGAAAGAAACGGUAAAGCAAAUUGUAGGUGUAUCGAUAACUAUAUUGGACAGCCACCAAAUUGCAGACCAGAAUGUGUCAUCAAUCCAGAUUGUCCAUCGAAUCAAGCAUGUGUUAAGAAUAAGUGUAUCGAUCCAUGUCCAGAUUCAUGUGGAGUGAACGCUGACUGCAUUGUUGUCAGUCACACUGUGUCUUGUAGUUGCAGAGAAAAGUUUACUGGCAAUCCGUUCAUGCAGUGUGUUUUCCAAGAAGAAAAUGCUGUUGAACCCUGCGAUCCAUCGCCUUGUGGUGCUAAUGCAGUUUGCAGUCAACGUGAUGGAGCUGGAUCCUGUUCAUGUUUGGAGGGAUAUCAGGGUAACCCAUACGAUGGUUGCCGUCCUGAAUGUGUUCUUAGCUCCGAUUGUCCAGCUGACAAAUCAUGUAUCAGAAACAAGUGCGUCGAUCCUUGUCCAGGAAUAUGUGGUAGAAAUGCCGAAUGUAACGUAAUUAAUCACGUUCCUAGCUGUGCUUGUUUCAAAGGAUAUACAGGAAAUCCAUUUGACCAAUGCGUAAAAGAAUUACCUAUAGAGGUCAUUAAACCGUGCCAACCUUCUCCAUGUGGACCAAACAGUAUUUGUAGGGAGAAUGGAGGACUAGCUUCAUGUGAAUGUCUUCCAGACUACAGAGGGGCACCUCCUGAUUGUCGCCCGGAAUGUACAGUAAGCAGUGAAUGCCCAUCAGAUCGGGCCUGUCACAGACUUAAAUGUGCCGACCCUUGCAGAGGUACUUGUGGAAUUGGUGCUCACUGUCAAGUCAUUAAUCAUAGUCCUUUAUGCAGUUGCUCAGCGGGUAUGACCGGCGAUCCAUUUAAGAAAUGUAUCGAAAUAGAAAAAACUGUUUACGAACCAGAACAAACACCUCAUCCUUGUCAGCCUAACCCAUGCGGACCUUAUAGUGAAUGUAGACCUAUAAACAACAGCCCGUCAUGUUCUUGUGUCCAAGGCUAUAUAGGUGCUCCACCGAAUUGCCAUCCAGAGUGCCUUGUGAACACAGAUUGUCCAUCACAUCAAGCUUGUAUCGCAGAAAAAUGUAGGAAUCCGUGCGAAGGUUCAUGCGGUUUUAGAGCAGAGUGCCGUGUGCACGACCAUAUUCCUAUAUGCAGCUGCCCCAUUGGUUACUCUGGAGAUCCGUUUAUUCAAUGCGCAGAAGUUGAGGUGACCCCUAAACCUUCUGCUGAUCCUUGUAAUCCAUCUCCCUGUGGAAGCAACGCGAUAUGUGAUACAGGAUCGUGCUCUUGCGCACCUGGCUAUUUCGGUGAUCCUUACAGCGGAUGUCGAUUGGAAUGUAGUACUAAUGGCGAGUGUUCACCAACUCGUACAUGCCAAAGAGGUAAAUGUGUUGAUCCUUGCCCCGGUGCAUGUGGGACCAACGCAUUGUGUUCCGUCAAUAACCACAUACCGUCAUGUACGUGCCCUCCUUCUACUUCAGGAGAUCCUUUCAACUUGUGCAGUGAAAUACAGAAAGAUGUUACGGUAUCACCAUGUUCGCCAUCUCCAUGUGGUCCUUACAGUGAAUGUACAGUAAGUGCAAAUGGUGCUGCAGCUUGUUCCUGCAAGGCUGGACACGUUGGAUCACCGCCUUCUUGCCGACCGGAAUGUCUCGUAAGCGCAGAGUGCAAAUUACAACUGGCUUGUAUAGAUCGUCGCUGUCGCGAUCCUUGUGAGGGCGCUUGUGGACGCGGUGCUCGCUGUCAAGUUAUAGCGCACUCUCCUAUUUGUACCUGCAACGAAGAUUUCACAGGAGACCCGUUCUCUUAUUGUUAUCCGAAACCAGCACCACCUCCAACACCCGUCGACCCAUGUGAAUCAUCUCCAUGUGGUCCCAAUUCGCUUUGCAUCAACUCUGGAGAUACACCAGCAUGUAGUUGUCAGCCCGGUUUUAUCGGAGCUCCACCAAACUGUCGCCCAGAGUGCACAAUUAGUGCUGAAUGUCCAGCAACUCUAGCUUGUGUCGCACAGAAAUGUAAAGACCCGUGUGAACAGGCUUGCGGCACACGAGCCAUUUGUUCAGUAGUUGAUCAUCGUGCAAUCUGCGCAUGUGAGCCAGGUUUAGAAGGCGAUCCCUUCCAAGGCUGUUCUCAACCCAAAGCUCCACCAAAGAUCGAAUAUUUAAAUCCAUGUGAACCUUCCCCUUGUGGUGCAAAUGCUGAGUGCAAGGUACAAGGAAAUGCUGGAUCAUGUUCAUGUUUGCCAGACUACUUUGGCGAUCCUUAUCAAGGUUGCAGACCUGAAUGUUUAGCGGAUUCAGACUGUCCUUUAGUAAUGGCAUGCAACAGAAAUAAAUGCGUUGAUCCAUGCCCAGGAGUUUGUGGAUAUAAUGCUGAUUGUUUCGUGACAAACCAUAAACCUAUGUGCAAUUGUAAACCUGGUUAUACCGGGACUCCACUUUCGAUUUGUCACCCUAUAAGAGAGAAAGACAUUGCCGUAAUAAAUGUAUGCAAUCCCUCACCGUGUGGAAUUAAUGCAAUAUGCAGAGAAAUAAACAACCAACCAGUGUGUUCAUGUCUUCCCAACUACAUUGGAUCGCCACCAAAUUGUAAACCCGAAUGCAUGGUAAACUCUGAGUGUAAGACAAAUCGAGCAUGUGUUAAUCAAAGAUGUGUCAAUCCUUGCCCGAAGCCGUGUGGACAAAACACGGAAUGCAGAGUUAUCAACCACAGUCCAGUAUGUACGUGUAGAGCGGGUUACUCUGGCAAUCCGUUUACUACGUGCAGCUUAAUAAUGCAAACGUCCCCAAGUGUAGCAGCUCCAGCGGAUCCAUGUCUCCCUUCGCCAUGUGGGCCAUAUGCUGAAUGUCGAGAUAACAACGGUCUCGCAUCGUGUUCAUGUAUGCUUUCUUACGUUGGCUCUCCACCAUAUUGUAAACCAGAGUGUGUUGUUCAUUCCGAUUGUCCAAGUGAUCGAGCAUGUGAAGCCGAGAAAUGUAGAAACCCUUGUGAAGGAUCCUGUGGUAUAUACGCGCAAUGUUUUGUGAAUAAUCACGUUCCUGUCUGCCUAUGCCCGGAUGGUUUUACAGGAGAUCCGUUUAGACAAUGCACACCAAAGCCAGUCGCAGAUGAAGAGCCGUAUGUGAGUGACCCGUGCAACCCCAGCCCAUGUGGACCCAACAGUCUCUGUAAUAAUGGUGCCUGUUCUUGUAUCACCGGUUACCAUGGUGACCCUUAUCUUGGAUGUAGACCAGAGUGUGUGUAUAAUACUGAUUGCCCACUCGAUAGAGGUUGUUCGAAAAAUAAAUGUAUCAAUCCCUGUGUUGGUACUUGCGGGCAAAACGCCAUUUGUGAAGUCAUGAACCACGUGCCAAUGUGUUCUUGUCCAAAGGGCAUGAGCGGAAAUGCUUUUGUUGAAUGCAGAUCAUCAGCGGUGUCUAUAACCAAUCCAUGCAAUCCGUCGCCAUGUGGACCAAAUAGUAGAUGUCAGCAAUCAAAUGGGCAGGCGGUAUGCUCUUGCGUCCCAGGUUAUCGCGGUAGUCCACCAACAUGCAGGCCUGAAUGUGUUGUUAGCCUCGAAUGCCCAUUAAAAGAAGCAUGUAAUAAUCAAAAAUGUAUAAACCCAUGCAUUGGAGCAUGCGGUACAGCGGCUGUUUGUGAUGUAAUUAAUCAUAAUCCAAUCUGUACGUGCCCACCAUCCUUUACGGGUGAUCCGUUUGUGAGAUGCACAGUUAUAGUUGCGGUAGAACAACAAGUUAAUCCGUGUGAACCAUCACCAUGCGGUUCGCAUUCUGUGUGCCGAAUAAGCGGUGAAAGUCCAAUCUGUGCGUGCUUACCAGAUUACAGAGGAACGCCACCAAACUGUCGACCGGAAUGCAUAAGUAAUAGCGAAUGUGAUUAUAAUUUAGCAUGUCUUAAUCAAAAAUGUGUAGAUCCAUGUAUUGGCACAUGUGGGUCGAACACUGAAUGCCGAGUUGUUAGUCAUGCUCCCAUGUGUUUGUGUCAAUCGGGUUACACAGGAGAUCCAUUCUCAUACUGUAGUGCUAUGCCUAUCAUGGAUCAGAAUGAAGUUUUAACUCCAUGUAAUCCCAACCCCUGUGGAUCUAACGCUAUAUGUAAAGAACAAAGAGGCGUUGGAGCUUGUCAGUGCCAGGAUGGCUAUUCCGGAAAUCCAUAUGAAGGCUGUAGACCUGAGUGUGUUAUCAACUCCGACUGUCCACUGAACAGAGCAUGUUCAAGAAUGAAGUGUGUUGAUCCUUGUCCAGGAACAUGUGGUAAUAAUGCUUUAUGCCAAGUUCAUAAUCACAUGCCUACGUGUAUAUGCCAACAAGGAUACACCGGAAAUCCUUUCAGCCAUUGUAACAUCAUGCAAGAACCUGUGAUAGUGGAAACAAACCCCUGUAGUCCAUCUCCAUGUGGAGCCAAUAGCCAAUGCCGUGAAAUUAAUGGCCAGGCUGUAUGUUCUUGUCUACCAAGUUUCAUGGGUUCGCCACCGAACUGCCGCCCAGAAUGUAUGGUGAGCUCAGAAUGCCCGUCACAUUUAGCGUGCGUGAAUCAAAAGUGCGUUAACCCUUGUCAAAACACCUGUGGAGAAAAUGCCAACUGCAAUGUCAUCAAUCACAGCCCUAUAUGUGUCUGCAAACAAGGUCUUACUGGAAACCCGUUCACAAGAUGCUAUCCAAUCAAAAUUUCGUCACCUCCACAAGAUAUACCUCAAGAUCCUUGUUUGUCAUCACCAUGUGGACUUUACGCAGAAUGUCGAAACAUAGGCAAUGCUCCUUCUUGUGCAUGCAAGACUAACUAUGUUGGCAGCCCACCAAAUUGUAGGCCUGAGUGUACAAUUAAUUCUGAAUGUCUUAGCAAUCAAGCUUGUAUCAAUGAAAAAUGCCGUGAUCCAUGCCCUGGAGCAUGUGGUAUUAAUGCUCAGUGCACUGUGUUUAAUCACAUUGCCCAGUGCAGUUGUAUGGAACAAUAUACAGGAGACCCAUUUACUCGUUGUCUGCCAAUGCCUGAAAGUGAUGAAGCCGCCACAGAAACUGAUCUAUGCAAUCCAUCACCUUGCGGUGUGAAUACAGAAUGUAACGACGGUGUAUGCACUUGUUUACCAGAAUUUCAAGGAGAUCCUUACUUCGGCUGCCGACCAGAAUGUCUUAUGAGCUCAGAUUGUCCCCGUGACAAAAGCUGUGUUAGAAAUAAAUGCGUCGAUCCAUGUGUGAAUACUUGCGGUAGAGAAGCAAUUUGCAAUGUGUUUAACCACGUACCUAUGUGUACCUGUCCUAAAGGAUACUCUGGUAAUGCAUUCCUUGAAUGUCGACCAAUCAGAGUAUCGGAGAACAUCAACCCGUGUAACCCAUCUCCUUGCGGACCAAAUAGCCAAUGUCGUGAAAUUAAUGGCCAAGCUAUAUGUUCUUGUUUGUCUGGAUAUAUGGGAGCCCCACCGACUUGUAGACCCGAAUGUACAUCAAGUGCAGAGUGCGCUCUAAAUAGAGCUUGUUCUAAUCAACGAUGCAUCGAUCCUUGUAAAGGAAACUGCGGUUCAGGAGCUCAAUGUCAAGUCAUCAAUCACAAUCCAAUAUGCUCAUGCCCGCCUGGACACACUGGAGAUCCAUUUAGCAGAUGCAUUAUAGAAGAUGUUCAACCACCACCGUAUGUCAACCCGUGUGAACCUUCACCUUGUGGUGCUAACUCCGUUUGCCGAGAAGUCGGUGGUUCGCCGUCAUGUGCUUGUCAAACAGAAUUUAUCGGGAAUCCACCGAACUGCCGACCGGAAUGCAUCGCUAACUCCGAAUGUCCAAAUGAAAUGGCUUGUGUAAAUCAGAAAUGUAGAGAUCCAUGCCCUGGUUCAUGUGGAUCUGGAGCUGAGUGCAGAGUUGUAAGCCACGCUCCCCAGUGUUUAUGUCAGCCUGGAUACACUGGAGAUGCAUUCAUUGGUUGUCAUAUAAUGGACGUUCCUUUGACACCAUGCUCACCAUCACCAUGUGGUCCGAACGCGAUCUGUAAAGAGCAAAGAAAUGCCGGCGCUUGUGUAUGCCUACCGGAUCAUAUAGGAAAUCCUUACGAAGGAUGUCGCCCAGAAUGUGUGGUUAACUCUGACUGUUCUUCAAACUUAGCAUGCAUCCAGAAUAAAUGUAAAAAUCCAUGCAACAAUAUCUGUGGACAAAAUGCUGUUUGUAACGUUAUAAAUCAUACUCCUACUUGCACCUGUCUACCAGGUCUUACAGGUAGUCCAUACCAGAAUUGCUACGAAGAAACACCACAAAUUUCACCUGUACAAAGUAAUCCCUGCGUACCGUCACCGUGUGGUCCGAAUAGUAUUUGCAAAGUAACAAAUAAUCAAGCUGUCUGUACGUGUGAACUCGAUUAUUUAGGGACGCCACCAUCUUGUAGACCUGAGUGUAUAGUAAGCUCUGAGUGCAAUCAACAACAGGCAUGUAUUAACAAAAAAUGUAAAAAUCCUUGUGAAGGUGUGUGCGGCCAAAAUACGGAAUGUAAGGUUAUUAAUCAUAGCCCAAUAUGUUCUUGUCGCCCACAAUUUACAGGCGAUCCUUUCAGUAGGUGUUACAGAGCACCAGUCGCCGAUAGUGUCCCUGUAACUACAAAUCCUUGUUUGCCAUCCCCGUGUGGACCUUUCUCUCAGUGUCGUGAUGUAAGAGGAUCUCCUUCAUGCACCUGCAUGCCACAGUACAUGGGUAGCCCACCAAAUUGUCGCCCUGAGUGUACAAUCAACACAGACUGCUCCAAUGAGUUGGCUUGUGUAAAUGAAAGAUGUAUAGAUCCAUGUCCUGGAUCAUGUGGGAUUAACACUGACUGUAGGGUGCAGAGCCAUGUGUCUAUAUGUACUUGUAUUGAAGGUUAUGUUGGUGACCCUUUCCAAAGUUGCUCCUUCAAACCAAAUAUAGAACCUGUGCUGACUGAUGCUUGUAAUCCUUCACCGUGUGGACCAAAUGCAGUUUGUAACAACGGUGUUUGCACAUGUAUACCAGAAUAUAGGGGUGACCCAUACUUUGAAUGUCGUCCAGAAUGUACCUUAAGCUCAGAAUGUCCUAGAGAUAAAGCAUGUGUAAGAAACAAAUGUGUUGAUCCAUGUAUCAAUACAUGUGGUAUCAAUGCAAAUUGCGAAGUUGUGAAUCACAUGGCUGUAUGCACCUGUCCUGCUAGAACCGCAGGAAAUGCCUUCAUACAGUGUAGUCCCGUUAAAGAAAUGGUUUCAAACAACCCUUGCCAGCCAAAUCCAUGUGGUCCUCACAGUCAAUGCAGUCAAUUCAAUGAGCAAGCAGUGUGCUCUUGUUUGCCCGGUUUUCAUGGCGCACCGCCUUCAUGCCGACCAGAAUGUGUAGCAAGUUCUGAUUGUCCUCUUGAUAAAGCUUGCAGCAACCAAAAGUGUAUCAACCCUUGUCAAGGAGCAUGCGGGGUUGCGGCUAAAUGUCAGGUGGUCAACCAUAAUCCUAUUUGUACUUGCCAAUCUGGAAUGACGGGAGAUCCGUUCACGAGAUGUUCUGUGAUACCUGUGGCUGAUACUCCAGUACAGACAAACCCUUGUCAGCCAUCGCCAUGUGGACCGAAUUCUAUAUGUCAACCUACUGGUGGAGCGAUUCCUUCAUGUCAAUGUCAGCCUGAAUUCAUGGGUGCUCCUCCUAAUUGUCGUCCAGAGUGUGUUUCUAACAGCGAGUGUGCUUCACAAAUGGCCUGCAUAAACAGAAAGUGCAAAGAUCCUUGCGCUCAAGCAUGUGGUUUCAAUGCCGAAUGUAGAGUGGUUAGCCAUACGCCUAUUUGCAUUUGCCCCGAAGGCUACAAGGGUGAUGCGGCCGUACAGUGUACGCAAACGGCGCUUGCGCCUUCUAUUCCAAUUUCUCCAUGUACCCCAUCUCCUUGUGGAUCCAAUGCAGAAUGCAGGGAACAAGCCGGAGCGGGAGCAUGUGUGUGUGUUACAGGAUAUUUCGGGAACCCGUACGAGGCUUGUCAUCCUGAAUGUUUAGUAAACUCAGAUUGUCCUAGCAACAAAGCAUGCACAAGGAAUAAAUGUAUAGACCCCUGUCCUGGCACAUGUGCCGUAAAUGCCGACUGUCAAGUAGUCAACCAUUCACCACUAUGCACCUGCCGCAACGGAUUUAUCGGCGAUCCGUUCACACAAUGUACAUAUAAACCUCAAGAAGACAUUCCGAGAGACCCAUGUCAACCAUCUCCUUGUGGUCCUAACAGUCAGUGUCGUGUAUCGAAUGGACAAAGUAUAUGUUCAUGUUUACCAGAGUUUAAUGGAUCACCGCCGAACUGCAGGCCAGAGUGUGUCGUGAGUGCGGAAUGUCCAGUUGAUAAAAUUUGCAAGAAUCAGAAAUGUAUCUCACCGUGUCCUGGGCCAUGUGGAAGCAACACCGACUGUAGGGUUAUUAAUCAUAGUCCUAUAUGCACAUGUCAAAAUAGAUACACCGGUGAUCCAUUCUCUCGUUGCUAUAUCAUAACAGUUCAAGAACAACCCCCAGAACCUGAGAGAGCUCCGUGUGUACCUUCGCCAUGUGGACCAAAUUCUCAGUGUCUAAACCUACGGGGUAUUCCAUCGUGUUCGUGUUUACCAAACUUUGAGGGCAGCCCUCCGAACUGUCGACCGGAGUGUACAAUUAAUGAAGAUUGUGCCAGUAAUCUUGCUUGUAUCAAUCAAAAAUGCAAAGAUCCAUGUCCGGGGUCUUGCGGAAUUAAUGCAAACUGCCAAGUCAUAAAACAUGUUUCGAUAUGCUCGUGCGCUGACGGUUUUACUGGAAAUGCAUUCACUCAAUGUAGUUUAAUUCCACCUAAAGUGAAUGAUGAUCCGUGCAACCCUUCGCCGUGUGGAAAUAAUGCCCAAUGUAGCAAUGGACAAUGCAGUUGCCUCCCGGAAUUCCAAGGAGACCCAUAUACUGGUUGUCGACCUGAGUGUGUUCUGAGUUCAGAUUGUGAUCGUAGCCAAGCUUGUAUACGAAACAAAUGCACUGAUCCUUGUCCAGGAACGUGUGCUGCUACCGCUACUUGUAGUGUUGUCAAUCAUAUUCCCAUGUGCAGUUGUCCGGACCGAACCACUGGAAAUGCAUUCUUUGAAUGUCGACCAAUAUUAGAAUCUGUUGUAUCAAACCCUUGCCAACCAUCGCCUUGCGGACCAAACAGUCAGUGCAGGGAAAUCAACGGUCAAGCGGUUUGUUCCUGCGCUCCCAACAAUAUCGGCGCACCACCUGCUUGUCGACCUGAGUGCACAAUAAGUGCUGAAUGCCCACUUAAUCAAGCCUGUAGUAACCAACGCUGCAUCGACCCUUGUGUUGGAUCCUGUGGUGUUAACGCUGAAUGCAAAGUAGUGAACCAUAAUCCUAUUUGCACGUGCCCAGUAUCUUAUUCGGGAGAACCAUUCUCACGAUGCUUUAGACUUCCGGAGCGUUUGCCAGAAGUAGUGAAUCCAUGUACACCAUCACCUUGCGGUCCCAACUCGCUGUGCAAAGUAAUAAAUGAUGUGCCAUCUUGUACUUGCCUUGAAGGCUAUCAUGGUCAAGCUCCUUACUGUAGGCCGGAGUGUACAAGUAAUGAAGAGUGUUCUUUGCACCUAUCAUGCGUAAAUAAUAAGUGUAAAAAUCCGUGCGAAGGUGUUUGCGCUUCAAAUGCAGAAUGUAAAGUUGUGAGUCACUCUCCUAUUUGCCUCUGUCCAUAUGGAUUCACUGGAGAUCCAUUUUUCAACUGUGUCCAAGAACCAUUGCACUUAGAUCACGUGGCUAACCCGUGUACCCCGUCACCCUGUGGAGCAAACGCUGUCUGUAAAGAACGAAAUAAUGCUGGUUCAUGCACGUGCGUGGAAGGAUAUAUAGGAAAUCCUUACGAGGGUUGUCGCCCAGAAUGCGUUGUUAACACUGAUUGCCCUUCGAGUAAAGCCUGUAUAAACAACAAAUGCGGCGAUCCUUGUCCAGGAAGCUGUGGCACUAAUGCUGAUUGUCAAGUUGUAAACCAUGCUCCUCUUUGCACAUGCUUCAGUGGUUUCACUGGAGAUCCGUUCAGAUAUUGUGUUUACCAAGAAUCAACACCACCUUCUACACCAGUUGACGUAUGUUACCCGUCACCAUGUGGACCAAACAGCCAAUGUAAAGUAGUCAGUGAUCAGGCUGUUUGUUCAUGCUUACCUGAGUACGUGGGUUCUCCACCGAACUGUAGGCCAGAAUGUGUUGGCAGCGCAGAAUGUCCACAAGAUAAGGCUUGUAUUAAACAAAAAUGUGUUAACCCUUGUCCUGGACCAUGUGGGGCAAACACUAAUUGUAAAGUUAUCAACCACAGCCCAAUAUGCUCUUGCAAGCCUUCGUUUACCGGUGAUCCAUUUACCAUCUGCUCACCUGUCAAAUUUGAUGUCGUACCAGAUGUGAGAAAUCCUUGUGCCCCAUCACCAUGUGGUCCAAAUUCUGAGUGCAGAGAUAUUGGAAAUUCACCAUCAUGUUCGUGCCUCCCUACUUUUACUGGAAGUCCACCAAACUGUCGUCCAGAAUGCACAAUACACUCGGAUUGUCAAAGCAAUCGAGCUUGCAUUAAUUCUAAAUGUCAAGACCCAUGCCCAGGAUCAUGUGGUAUCUCGGCAGUAUGUAAUGUACUCAACCAUAUUCCAAUAUGUACAUGUAUUGAAGGAUAUAUCGGCGAUCCAUUCACAAGCUGUAGGCCGAAACCCCUGGAAGUUGAACCGACAGUCGUUGAUGCUUGCACAAAUAUACGAUGCGGCUCCAACGCACAAUGUAUAAAUGGCCAAUGCCAAUGUUUACCAGAAUAUCAUGGAGACCCAUACUUUAACUGUCGGCCAGAGUGCGUUUUCAGUACUGAUUGUGAUCACACCAAAGCAUGCGUACAAAGAAAAUGUGUUGAUCCAUGUAUUGGAGCCUGUGGACAAAACGCAAUAUGCCAAGUGGUUAAUCAUAUCCCAAUGUGCAGUUGUAAUAGUGGAUUCACUGGAAAUGCUUUCGUUUUAUGCAAUCCACUUAGAGAAACACCCACGUAUAAUCCGUGCAGUACCGCAGUGUGUGGCCCCAACAGUCAGUGUCGAGAAAUUAACAAUCAACCCGUGUGUUCGUGUCUGCCUACAUACCUGGGAAUACCACCUGCUUGUCGACCAGAAUGUGUAGUCAAUGCAGAGUGCCCGCAGAACCAAGCUUGCAUGAAACAGAAAUGUGUCAACCCUUGCAUCGGAACUUGUGGCUUGAGGGCCACGUGCGAAGUUGUCAAUCACAAUCCAAUCUGUGCUUGUACUGCACCACACGUUGGUGAUCCCUUCGUCGAAUGCACUAUUCAUGCAGAUACUCCAGUGACAGUGGUCAACCCAUGUCAACCUUCACCGUGUGGACCGAACUCUAUGUGUAAAGAUAUUAAUGGAACUCCUUCGUGUAUUUGCCUACCAGAAUAUAAGGGUCAACCUCCUUAUUGUAAACCCGAAUGUAUAAGUAAUAGUGAGUGCUCACCGCAAUUAGCGUGCGUCAAUCAAAAAUGUAAAGAUCCGUGCCUACAAGCGUGCGGAUCAAAUGCCGAAUGCCGUGUAGUCAGCCACUCAGCAAUGUGCGUAUGCCCACAAGGCUACUUUGGAGAUCCAUUUUCGCAAUGCACACUCCAAAACGUGAAUGAGUUAUUAACUCCAUGUUCACCUUCGCCGUGUGGGCCUAACGCAGUCUGUAAAGAACAGAACAAAGCGGGAUCUUGCAUUUGUAAUGAGGGAUAUUUCGGAAAUCCCUACGAAGGAUGUCGACCGGAAUGCGUUAGCAACACAGACUGUCCAGGAAAUAAAGCAUGUAUAGGAAACAAAUGUCAAGAUCCUUGCCCUGGUACUUGUGGAAUUAACGCAGAUUGUACAACAGUGCACCAUACCCCCACUUGUACAUGCAUUGUAGGCUACACGGGUGACGCAUACCGUAGGUGCAACCUCAUUCCUCAACAAGAUUUAACUCCUGUUAACGUCUGCUAUCCGAACCCGUGCGGGCCCAAUAGCCAGUGUCGCGAAAUAAAUAACCAAGCAACCUGUAGUUGUUUACCGAACUAUAUAGGACAGCCACCUUCUUGCAGACUGGAAUGCGUUAUGAAUUCAGACUGUGUCUCAGAUAAGGCCUGUAUAAACCAAAAGUGUGUAAAUCCCUGUCCUGGCCCUUGUGGCCAGAAAGCUGAGUGCAGGGUAUUUAAUCACAAUCCUAUAUGUAGUUGUGGAUCAGGACUAAUUGGCGAUCCUUUCACAAGAUGUUAUCCAAAACCAGUAUCACAGCCGGUCCAAGACGAGUUCAGGGAUCCAUGCCUACCAUCACCGUGCGGUGCCUUUGCGACAUGUCGUAAUUUUAGAGACCAGGCGUCAUGUUCUUGUUCCCUGGGCUACAUCGGCAGUCCACCAAAUUGCCGUCCAGAAUGUAUAACGCAUCAAGAUUGUAUUAGCUCUUUAGCUUGCAUUAAUGAAAAGUGUAAAGAUCCAUGCCUUGGUUCUUGUGGCCAAAACGCUCUCUGUUCGGUUAUUAAUCACGUCGCAAUCUGCUCUUGCUUGGAGGAAUACAAGGGAGAUCCAUUUACUGCGUGUGUUAAACAGCCACCACAAGAUCUAGCUCCACUGGACUUAUGUUAUCCAUCACCUUGUGGUUCAAAUGCUGAUUGCUUUAAUGGAGAAUGUACAUGUCAACCAGAAUAUCACGGUGACCCGUAUGUUGGUUGUCGUCCAGAGUGUACCAUUAGCACUGACUGUCAACGAAACCAGAUCUGUGUGCGUAAAAAAUGCGUAAACCCAUGUCCGGACAUCUGCGGUGCUAAUGCUAUAUGCGAAGUUUUCAAUCACAUACCGAUGUGCAGUUGUCCAGCCGGCUACACUGGAAACUCGUUUGUCUCAUGCAACAUUCUUCAAGUACCGUUACCGGCUAAUCCAUGUAAUCCAAGCCCUUGUGGCCCUAACAGUCAAUGCCGAGAAGUCAACAAGGUCGCGGUGUGUUCGUGCUUACCUGGCUAUUCAGGAAACCCACCUACGUGUAGACCAGAAUGCACAACCAGUGCUGAAUGUCCACUAAACAAGGCGUGCAACAAUUACAAAUGUAUUGACCCAUGCACUGGAUCUUGUGGUGUGGGAGCGCUUUGUGAAGUCAUUAAUCACAAUCCAAUCUGUUCGUGUCCGAACGAUUUUACUGGCGAUCCAUUCACAAGAUGCAUUCCGAAACCACUGGAAACCCCAAUACAAGUGAACCCUUGUUUGCCUUCUCCUUGCGGACCAAACUCCAUUUGCCAAAACAUCAACGAUUCACCGUCGUGUACUUGCAUGCCAGAGUUUAUAGGAACACCCCCGAAUUGUCGUCCAGAAUGCUCUAGUAAUAGCGAAUGUCCUAACGACUUAGCUUGCAUUAACAGCAAAUGCAGCAAUCCUUGUAUAGGAGCUUGCGGUUCGAUGGCAGAAUGCCGUGUAGUAAGCCAUACGCCUAACUGUGUGUGUCCACAAGGAUAUUUCGGAGAUCCUUUCGUCGUAUGUAAUGUGCAAUAUGAUACGACACCUUUCGAACGGCCUACACCUUGCACUCCAUCUCCAUGUGGAAGCAAUGCCAUCUGCAAGGAACGUAACAACGCUGGCUCUUGUGUCUGUUCAUCUGGUUACUUUGGAAAUCCGUACGAAGGCUGCCGCCCAGAAUGUACGGUGAACACUGAUUGCCCCUCAAAUAGCGUAUGCCAGCAAAACAAAUGCCAAGAUCCGUGCCCAGGAACGUGUGGUACCAAUGCUCAAUGUCAAACAAUUAACCAUGCGCCUAUUUGUACAUGCAAUAGUGGUUACACAGGAAAUCCAUUCCAAAAUUGUGUGCUAAUUCAAAAUACUGAACCACCUACAAAUCCUUGUGCACCAUCGCCAUGCGGUCCAAACAGCGCAUGCAAAGUAAUCAACGACCAGGCAGUAUGUACUUGUUUGCCAGAUUACCGAGGCGCUCCGCCAAAUUGUAGACCUGAAUGCGUUGUCAGCGCUGAAUGCCCCACAAACAAAGCUUGUAUAGCAUUAAAAUGUGCAGAUCCAUGUGUUGGACAAUGUGGACUAAAUGCAAACUGCCUUGUCAUCAAUCAUAGUCCGAUAUGUUCUUGUAGAAAUGGUUUUUCAGGGGAUCCAUUUAGUAGGUGUUAUCAAUUGCUAGAAAGUACCCCGGUACAAACAGAAACACCUAAAAACCCUUGCUUGCCCUCACCUUGUGGACCGUUUAGCGAAUGUAGAGAUAGUGGUGGCGUACCUUCCUGUAGUUGCCUUUCCAACUACAUCGGAGCUCCACCCAGCUGUCGACCUGAGUGCAUAAUAAAUGCGGAUUGUCCUAGCAACUUAGCUUGUAUCAAUCAGAAAUGCAAAGACCCUUGUCCGGGAUCUUGUGGAUUAAACGCACAGUGUAUUGUGAAUAAAAACAUGCCUAUUUGUACCUGCCUUGAUAACUACGUCGGAGAUGCUUUUACUGAAUGCAAGUUACAAGAAAUACCUAAUGAUGAAGUGGAUUUAUGCAAUCCGUCUCCGUGUGGCGCCAAUGCUGUUUGCGAUAAUGGUGAAUGCUCAUGUCUGCCAGAAUACCAAGGAGACCCAUACUUUGAGUGUCGGCCUGAAUGCGUACUUAGCUCUGAUUGUCCUCAAGAUAAAGCUUGUAUAAGAAAUAAAUGCGUUAACCCAUGUAAUAGUGAAGUAUGUGCAGAUAAUGCAAUUUGUGAUGUAAUUAAUCACGUACCAAUGUGCAGAUGCCCAGACAGAAUGACUGGCAAUGCAUUUGUGCGAUGCUCGCCAGUUGAAGUUAUUCACACACAACCGUGUCAACCGAGCCCGUGCGGACCAAACAGUCAAUGUCGAGAAAUAAAUAAUCAAGCUGUAUGUUCAUGUUUGUCUGGAUACAAAGGAAGCCCACCAUCUUGUAGACCAGAAUGUACAGUAAGCUCUGAUUGUCUGCCAAAUGAAGCCUGCAGCAACAUGAAAUGUGUAAACCCUUGUCAAGGAUCCUGUGGCAUCGGAGCUAAAUGUCAAGUGAUUAAUCAUAAUCCCAUAUGUUCUUGCCCACCAUCGUACACAGGAAAUCCAUUUGUCAGGUGCAUUAUUCAAGAGUUCACGCCAGAGGUUGUCAAUCCUUGUGUUCCAUCUCCUUGUGGACCCAACUCUAUCUGCAAAGAAACGUCGGGCGCACCUUCAUGUUCAUGCCAAAGUGGUUUUGUGGGUUCACCGCCAUACUGUAAGCCUGAAUGUAUAAGCAACGCCGAGUGUCCUCUUCAACAAGCUUGCAUAAACCAAAAAUGUGUCGAUCCUUGUAUCGGUUCAUGUGGCACAAACACUCAGUGUCACGUAAUAAGUCACUCUCCUUCAUGUUCCUGCAUACCUGAAUAUACAGGCAAUCCAUUCGUGGAAUGUCACAGAACUGAAGUGUACCAAGAGUAUACAUCACCAUGCCAACCCUCACCUUGUGGUGCUAAUGCUGUUUGCAAGGAAUACAAUGGAGCAGGAUCAUGCACUUGCUUACCGGAAUACUUUGGUAAUCCUUACGAAGGUUGCAGGCCAGAAUGUAUUAUAAACACAGACUGUCCGGCAAACAAAGCCUGCCUUCAAAAUAAAUGCCAAGAUCCGUGUCCUGGAGCUUGUGCGCCCAAUGCAUUGUGCCAAGUCGUCUCCCAUGCUCCAUCAUGUUCUUGUCAACGGGGUUAUACAGGAGACCCUUUCAGAUAUUGCACUCCGGAACAAAUUCUGGAAUCUCCUAUUGAUGUGUGUAGGCCAUCACCAUGCGGACCAAACAGUCGAUGCCAAGAAGUUAAUAAACAAGCAGUCUGCUCAUGUCUACCUGACUAUAUAGGAGUACCACCAGGAUGUCAUCCUGAAUGUGUCACAAGCCCAGAAUGCCCAAGGGAAAAAGCAUGUAUAAACCAAAAAUGUGAAAAUCCGUGUAUAAAUGCCUGUGGCACAAACGCUGAAUGUAAAGUAAUUAACCAUAGCCCUAUUUGUACGUGCGUUUCUCAAUAUACGGGUGAUCCAUUUACUCGAUGCAACCCCAUACCACCACCGGUGGCAAAUUCAGUACUAGAACCUUACAGAAACCCAUGUAUUCCAUCGCCGUGUGGCCCGAAUUCCAUUUGUCAAGAAAUAAGAAACUUCCCAUCUUGCUCUUGCAUGCCAAACUACAUUGGAAGUCCUCCGAACUGCAAACCUGAAUGUACUAUAAACGCCGAGUGUUCAACUUCUCAAGCCUGCAUUCAGCAGAAGUGUCGCGAUCCAUGUCUGGGCUCUUGUGGUAUAGGUGCUCUCUGUACAGUGUCACGCCACACUCCUAUAUGCACAUGUCCUGAAGGCUACACUGGAGAUGCAUUCACAGUAUGCUCUCCGAAACCACUUGAAAUUGAAAUCGUUGAUAAAUGUAACCCAUCUCCUUGCGGGACGAAUGCUGUGUGCAACGAUGGUUCAUGCUCAUGUAUCGCAGAACAUCAAGGCGAUCCUUAUGUGGGCUGUCGGCCCGAAUGCGUUCUUAGCACAGAUUGUCCACGAGACAAGGCGUGUGUCAGAAACAAAUGCGUAGACCCAUGUCCUGGAACAUGUGCUUCCAACGCUCUUUGUGAUGUCAUCAAUCAUGUGCCCAUGUGUAGCUGUCCUCAAGGAAUGACUGGAAACGCUUUUUACAAUUGCGAGCCCAUUCAUGUUCCAAUCGUGUCAAACCCGUGUGUGCCUUCACCUUGUGGACCAAACAGUCAAUGUAGAGAAGUAAAUGGGCAAGCUGUGUGUUCUUGUGUAGCUGGGUAUCUUGGAAGUCCACCUCUUUGUAGGCCUGAAUGUGUAGUCAGCUCUGACUGUCCGCUAAAUAGAGCCUGCAGUAAUCAGAAAUGCAUUGAUCCUUGCAUUGGUUCGUGUGGCGUGGAAGCCAAAUGUAAUGUGGUGAAGCAUAAUCCAAUAUGUACGUGCUCGAACAAAUAUACCGGAGAUCCGUUCGUUCGAUGUGUUCCAUACAGAGCGCCUGUUGCAGAUGUAGCUCCUUGUUUGCCAUCGCCAUGUGGACCGAAUUCAAUUUGCCAAGAUAACUCGGGUACUCCGUCCUGUACUUGUUUACCGAACUUCUUUGGUUCUCCACCAUACUGUCGACCUGAAUGUUCCAGUAACAGUGAAUGCCCUUCUAAUCAAGCGUGCGUCAAUCAAAAAUGCAAAGACCCGUGCACUAACGCAUGCGGUGUCAACGCUCAGUGUAGAGCAAUUAGUCACUCUCCAAUGUGCUUCUGCGAAAAUGGGUUUACAGGAGAUCCCUUUACCAAUUGUUAUCAACAAGAUAUUUAUCCUGAAAAGUCCUCGCCUUGUGAACCGUCACCCUGCGGACCAAAUGCUCAGUGUAAGGAAUAUAAUGGAGCCGGUUCUUGCUCUUGCCUACCCGAGUAUAUUGGCAACCCAUAUGAAGGAUGUAGGCCUGAAUGUACAGUGAAUACUGACUGUAUUCCAAGUAAAUCAUGUAUUCGUAACAAAUGUCAAGAUCCAUGUCCGGGAACGUGUGGCCCGAUGGCACUGUGUACGGUAGUUAACCACCUACCUUCAUGCAGCUGCCCGAGUGGUUACAGUGGGGAUCCCUAUAGAAGAUGUGAUGUAUUAAGAGAUCCUCUGCCAGAAGUUUCAACACCUUGCACACCUAACCCUUGCGGACCGAAUAGCAUUUGUCGAGCUGUUAACGGACAGAGUGUAUGCUCUUGUAUGCCAAAUUACAUCGGCUCUCCUCCUGGAUGUCGACCAGAAUGUACUGUUAGCUCAGAAUGUUCUAGAGACAAAGCUUGUAUAAACCAGAAAUGUAGUGAUCCUUGUCCAGGGCACUGUGGGUUGAACUCAAAUUGCAGGGUAAUAAAUCACAGUCCUAUAUGUUCUUGUAGUCAAGGCUUUAUAGGUGAUCCAUUCACUCGCUGUUACCCACAACCACCAGUUCAACACAUUCCGGAACCUCUCAGGAACCCCUGUGUACCGAACCCUUGUGGCGAGAAUGCUAUAUGCCGUGAUAUUAAUGGGUCACCAUCAUGUACUUGUAUGCCUGACUAUCAAGGAAUGCCACCCAACUGCAGACCUGAAUGCGCUAUAAACCAAGACUGUCCAUCUGACAAGGCGUGUAUUAAUCUGAAAUGCCGUGAUCCCUGCCCUGGUAGUUGUGGACAAAACGCUAUAUGUUCAGUAUUUUCUCACGUUCCUGCCUGUACAUGUAACCAAGGAUUUACUGGUGAUCCGUUUACAGCGUGUGUUUUGAAUAAACCCGUUGAAAAUGACAUCCCGACGGAUCCUUGCAACCCUUCGCCUUGUGGCUUUAACGCUCAAUGCAGAGACGGGGUUUGUACUUGUUUGUCUGAUUAUCAGGGAGAUCCAUAUUUCGGUUGUAAACCAGAAUGCGUUUCUAACAUGGAUUGUCCCGCAGACAAGGUUUGUUCUGGAAACAAAUGCAUAAAUCCUUGCCCAGGAACUUGUGCCCCAACCGCACAGUGCAAUGUUUACAACCACAUUCCAAUAUGUACAUGUCCUGAAGGAACUACAGGAAAUGCAUUUGUAGAAUGUCACAAAUAUCAAGUAAUGAUCGUGGAACCAUGUAACCCCAGCCCUUGUGGCCCUAAUAGUCAGUGCCGACCAAUAAACAACCAAGCUGUGUGCUCGUGUCUGCCGUCAUUCUUAGGAAGCCCGCCAUCAUGUAGACCGGAGUGUACAAUAAGUGCUGAAUGUCCUCUGAACGAGGCCUGUAAUAAUCACAAGUGUAUUAACCCUUGCAUCGGUAGCUGUGGGUACGGAGCAAGAUGUGAGGUCGUAAACCAUAAUCCAAUAUGCUCAUGUCCUGCACGACAUACUGGAGAUCCGUUCUCGCGUUGCAGCCCAAUAGUAUCCAGCCCGCUGCCAUCUGUUGAUCCAUGUACGCCAUCGCCUUGUGGGCCCUAUUCGAUAUGUAAAGUGAUUGGCGAGUCACCAUCGUGCACUUGUCAGUCCGAUUACUUUGGAGCUCCUCCUAAUUGUAGGCCAGAGUGCGUCAGCAACUCGGAAUGUCCUAGUAAUUUGGCCUGUAUCAACCAAAAGUGUAAAGACCCAUGCCCAGGAAGCUGUGGAUAUAAUGCUGACUGUAAAGUUAUAAGUCAUGCAUUAGUAUGUUCAUGUCCAUUUGGACAAACAGGAGAUCCGUUAAUAUCAUGCUCGCCAAUGAAAGAUACCAUAAUUGAAUACAGCUCCCCUUGUGAACCUUCGCCUUGUGGACUCAACGCUGAGUGCACAGAAAGAAACGGAGCAGGUGCUUGUAAAUGUAUCGACACAUAUGUGGGUAAUCCUUAUGAGGGCUGUCGACCUGAAUGUGUUAUUAACACAGAUUGUCCUCCAAUGUUGGCUUGCAUUCAGAACAAAUGCAAGGACCCUUGUCCAGGCAUUUGUGCACCAAAUGGGAUUUGUCAAGUCAUAAACCAUCUUCCUUCUUGCUACUGUCCACCUGGUCUGACUGGAAAUGCUUACGUAAACUGCAUUCAGAAAGUUGAAGAUGAAGUUAAACCGACACCUUGUACUCCAUCGCCUUGUGGCCCUAACAGUUUGUGCAGAGAAGUCAACUCUCAAGCAGUGUGUAGUUGUCAACUUGACUUCAUGGGGACACCACCUAACUGUCGACCAGAAUGUACUAUAAGCAGUGAAUGUGCUAGUAACAAGGCAUGUCUAAACCGAAAAUGUGUAGAUCCAUGCGUCGGUCAAUGUGCAAGAAACGCCAAUUGUAGAGUAAUCGCCCACAAUCCGAUAUGUUCCUGUCAAGAUCGCUACACAGGAGAUCCAUUCACAAAUUGCGUUCCAACGCCGCUCUCUAGACCGGAAAUCAGGCCUGAAGUAAAUCCAUGCGUGCCAUCACCUUGCGGACCAAACUCGCAAUGUCAAGAGUUCAACGGCAACGCACGCUGUACUUGUCUUCCUAAUUAUAUAAGUUCUCCUCCAAGGUGUAGACCGGAGUGUACCAUCAACUCUGAGUGUAAUGCAGUUAUGGCUUGUAUCAAUAACAAAUGUGUCGACCCAUGUCCGGGAGUGUGCGGCAGCAACGCACAGUGCAACGUCAAUAAUCACUUGCCAUCCUGCUCUUGCUUACCGGGAUUCACUGGCGAUCCAUUCAGCAGAUGUGAUAUCAUGCAUCAAGAUAUGGAGCCAGUAAACCCUUGUUCUCCUUCGCCAUGUGGUGCAAAUGCUAUAUGUGAGAAUGGGGCUUGCUUAUGUUUACCAGAAUACUUUGGAGAUCCUUAUUUUGGCUGUAAACCCGAAUGUGUCCUGAACUCCGACUGUUCACGGGACAAGGCAUGUGUAAGAAACAAAUGCACGGAUCCUUGCGUGGGAACAUGCGGCACUGGUGCUAUCUGUGAAACUAUCAAUCAUAUUCCAAUGUGUUCAUGCCCACUAGGCUAUACAGGCUCGCCAUUUGUUUUUUGCAAUGAACUGAAAGUACCCACGGUGCCUACAAACCUAUGUGAACCAUCACCUUGUGGUCCAUACAGUCAAUGUAGAGAAGUAAGUGGGCAUGCCGUUUGCGUCUGUGUGCAAGGCUUUAUAGGCAGCCCACCAAACUGUCGCCCAGAGUGCACAGUCAGCUCCGAUUGUAAACUGAACCAGGCUUGCUCCAACCAGAAAUGUAUAGACCCAUGUCCCGGAGCAUGCGGUCGUCAUACCCAGUGCAUUGUUGUUAAUCAUAAUCCAGUAUGCACUUGUCUCUCUGGAUAUUCUGGCGAUCCUUUCUCAAUUUGCCAGUUAAUCCCUGCUACACCACCUGAAAAAAUAAAUCCAUGCUUGCCGUCUCCGUGUGGCCCUAAUUCACAAUGCACGGAAAUUGGAGAUAACGCAGAUUGCCGAUGCUUACCUGAAUUUAUAGGUGCGCCACCGAACUGUAGGCCUGAGUGUACAUCUAACACAGAAUGUGCCUCAAACAUGGCUUGCAUAAACAGAAAGUGUCAAGAUCCUUGCCGAGGUUCAUGUGGUGUCAACGCGGAAUGUAGAGUCGUGAGUCAUACACCGAUAUGUCUGUGCCAAAAUGGAUUCACGGGCGAUCCUUUCAUCUACUGUAAUCCUGAAGUAGCUGCCAUAGAACAAGAACGUCCCACACCUUGCGUACCUUCACCUUGUGGUGCAAACGCUGAAUGCAGAGAACAAAACAAUGCUGGCUCCUGUAGAUGUAUUCCUGGAUACUUUGGUAAUCCGUACGAAGCGUGCAAACCGGAAUGUUUGGUUAAUUCAGAUUGUCCGUCAAACUUGGCAUGUUAUCAAAAUAAAUGUCACGAUCCUUGUCCAGGGACAUGCGGCAUAAAUGCUCUCUGUAACGUCAUUAAUCAUAUUCCAAGUUGUUCUUGCCCAGACCAGCACUAUGGUGAUCCAUACAAGAUUUGCUCAUUCAAGGUUCAAGCGGACCCUGUAGAUCCAUGCAAUCCCUCACCAUGCGGACCUAAUAGCCAGUGCAAAACUCAGAAUGGUAUAGCAAUCUGCACGUGCGUAAGCGGUUAUCAAGGAUCUCCGCCGAUGUGCCGACCGGAAUGCGUUACAAGUUCGGAAUGUCCUCUAGACAAAGUGUGCGUUAACUUUAAAUGUGAAUCGCCUUGUGAAAAUGCAUGUGGUAUACAAACAGAAUGCAGAGUGAUCAAACACAACCCAAUUUGUUCUUGCAAACAAGGUUAUACUGGUGAUCCAUUCUCGGUAUGUUAUGUAAUUCCUGAAAAACAACCGACAUUGAUGGAGCAAGUCAACCCAUGCAUCCCUUCACCAUGUGGUUUGAAUGCAGAAUGUCGCGACAUUGGUGGAGUACCAUCUUGUUCAUGUACAGUUGGAUUCUUUGGCAGCCCACCAAACUGUAAACCUGAAUGCGUAGUGAACACGGAUUGUAGCAAUGAUAAGGCUUGUAUGAAUAUGAAAUGCCAGAACCCAUGUUUGGGCUCGUGUGGACUAAGUGCUAUCUGCAACGUUGUGAACCACAUACCUGUUUGCUCAUGUCCCAACGGAUAUGAAGGAGAUCCAUUUGCAAUAUGCAACAUCAAACCUAUAGAAACACCACAAAGAGUUGAUCCUUGCUAUCCAUCGCCAUGUGGUGCUAACGCACUAUGUGAUAAUGGCGAAUGUAGAUGUUUACCUGAAUAUCAAGGAGAUCCGUACUUCGGUUGCCGGCCCGAAUGUGUUCUGAGCACUGAUUGCCCGCUAGACAAAGCAUGUUUAAGAUCAAAAUGCGUAGAUCCCUGUAGAGACAUGUGUGGAUCGAACGCGGAAUGUAACGUCUAUAACCAUGUUGCUAUCUGCAGCUGCCCUAGUGGUAUGACUGGAGAUGCAUUCACUCAGUGCAUUCGAAUUGAAAAACCUGUUGGUAGGCCAUGUGAGCCCUCUCCUUGUGGGCCAAAUAGUGUUUGUAGGGAAGCGAAUGGCCAAGCUGUGUGCGCCUGUGUUCAAGGCUUUAUAGGCAACCCACCAAACUGUCGCCCGGAAUGUAUUCAGAGUACAGAUUGUCCACCAUCACAGGCUUGUAUUAACCGAAAAUGUCAAGAUCCUUGUCCUGGCUCAUGCGGAUAUAACGCGAUAUGUAACGUUAACAACCAUAACCCGAUAUGCACAUGUCCACCGAGACAUACCGGCUCACCAUUUGGUCACUGUUAUGUUCAAGCCAUUGAAGAACAACUUACAAAUCCAUGUGUACCAUCACCAUGUGGACCAAAUAGUAUUUGUAAUCCAACGCCAAACGGCAAGUCAUACAUUUGCACAUGUCAGCCAACGUUCGAAGGAACACCACCACAAUGUCGCCGCGAGUGUACCACCAGCGAGGACUGUCCAUCAAAUAGAGCUUGUAUGAAUUACAAAUGCAAUGACCCAUGUCCUGGAUCAUGUGGUAGUAAUACACAAUGUGUUGUACGUUUACACAGUCCUAUGUGCUCAUGUCAAGAUGGGUACACCGGUGAUCCAUUCACAUCAUGUUAUUUAAUACCUCAAGCAGUAGAAAAAAUAGACCCUUGUAAUCCAACACCAUGCGGAGCUAAUGCCCAGUGCAAAGUUUCGAGAAAUGGGGCCGCUGCAUGCAUAUGUGAACCUGGAUAUUUUGGAAACCCAUACGAGUCUUGCAGACCCGAAUGUGUGGUGAAUACUGACUGUCCUUAUAAUAAAGCCUGUCUGAGAAAUAAAUGUGAAGAUCCUUGUCCAGGAGUAUGUGGUUCUACUGCAAUAUGUCAAGUUGUCAAUCAUAUUCCAUCAUGCAAUUGUGCUCCAGGCUACACAGGAAAUCCGUACACUUACUGUCACAUUGUUAUUAAUGAACCUGUCUCCACUCCACAAAAUCCAUGUGUGCCCAACCCAUGUGGAAGCAAUUCAAUCUGCAAAGAAAACAAUGGACAAGCUACGUGCUCAUGUAUGCCAGAUUUCUUCGGAUCUCCACCUAAUUGCCGACCAGAGUGCACAGUGAACUCGGAGUGUGACGUUACUAAGAGUUGUGUUAGGCAAAAAUGUGUGAAUCCAUGCAUUGGUGCGUGUGGACAAGAUGCUGAAUGCAGAGUGGUUAACCACGCUCCGAUAUGUUCUUGUCGAAGAGGAUUUGAAGGAGAUCCAUUCGUUAGAUGCGCUUAUGUAAUAGAAUCGACACCUCCUCUUCACGACCAGAACCCAUGCAUACCGUCACCAUGUGGACCUAAUUCUCAGUGUCAAAUUGUGAACCAAAUAUCAUCAUGCUCUUGCUUAGAAAACUAUAUCGGUACCCCUCCUAACUGCCGAUCAGAAUGCACUGUGAACUCGGACUGUCCUAGCACUAAGGCUUGCAUAAACCAAAAAUGUCGCGAUCCGUGCCAGGGAUCAUGUGGCCUUCAAACUGAAUGCCAGGUGUACCAGCACGCUGCUAUAUGCAGUUGUAGAGAAGGAUAUACUGGAAAUCCAUUCGAAAGCUGUCAUGUCAAGGAGAAAAUAGAACAUGUGCCUACCCAAUAUGAUAAGUGCAAUCCGAGUCCCUGUGGAGCUAACGCCGACUGCAACGAUGGUCUAUGUACGUGUAGGCCUAAUUACUUUGGCAAUCCUUACCUAAGUUGCCGACCAGAAUGCACUCACAAUUCAGACUGUGCCUCCGCCUUAACGUGUGUGAACAAUAAAUGUAUAAACCCGUGCACAAAUCUUUGCGGGCAAGGAGCGCUGUGUGAAGUGUACAACCACAUACCAAUGUGUAGUUGUCCUUCAAACACCACUGGAAAUGCAUUCUUUACAUGUACAGCAGUCGUGAUACCACAAAAUAAGGAUCCUUGUUAUCCGUCUCCAUGUGGUCCAUACAGCACAUGUCGAACAUUUAAUGAGCAAGCCGUGUGUUCAUGUCUUAUGGGCUACAUCGGUGUUCCUCCAGCAUGCAGACCAGAAUGUUUGGUAGAUUCGGAGUGCACAAGCCUCAUGUCCUGCUCAAACCAAAAAUGCGUUGAUCCUUGUAUGGGUUCUUGUGGGCUAAACGCGGAGUGCAGAGUUCAUAACCACAAGCCCAUAUGUUACUGCAGAAAUGGUUUCACCGGUGAUCCAUUUACGCACUGUGCUGUUGUUCAACACGAUCCACCACCAAAACGUACGCCGUGUGAACCAUCGCCAUGUGGACCAAAUAGUGAAUGUCGAGCGAUAAAUGAAGCACCAUCGUGUUCAUGUCUGACCGGUUACAUGGGACAACCGCCAUAUUGUCGCCCUGAAUGUGUCACAAAUAGUGAAUGUAGCUUUAACAAGGCUUGCAUUAAUCAGAAGUGCGUCGAUCCAUGCGUAGGCGCCUGCGGAAUUAACGCGGAAUGUCGAGUUAUCAGCCAUUCUCCCCAAUGUAUUUGCCAGACCGGAUACGAGGGUGACUCAUUCUAUCAAUGCAAUCCGAUUAAAGUCCCUACAGAAAAACCAGCUUCACCAAUUGAGCCGUGUGUACCUAGCCCGUGUGGACCCAAUGCCGUUUGUCAGGAGCGUAACAAUGCAGGCAGUUGUACCUGUGUUACUGGAUACUUUGGCAAUCCUUACGAGGGUUGCAGGCCUGAAUGCGUUAUUAACUCUGACUGUUCAGAAAAUCUCGCAUGUAUCAACAAUAGAUGUCAAGACCCAUGCCCUGGCCUGUGCGGAACAAAUGCUGAAUGUCAAAUGAUUAAUCAUAUUCCUAAUUGUGCCUGCAUAACAGGAUAUGUAGGCAAUCCCCAUGGCAGAUGCAUUCUCAGAGAAGAACCUCCAACCGACCCGUGUCAACCUUCACCAUGUGGCCCUAAUAGUAUUUGCAAUGCUGUCAACAACAAGGCUAUGUGCACAUGCAUGUCAGAAUAUAUUGGCCGGCCACCAAACUGUAGACUGGAAUGCAUGACCAGCUCAGAGUGUUCUCUUGACAAAGCAUGUAUUAGACAGAAGUGCAUUGACCCAUGCAUUGGAGCAUGUGGAGAAAACGCACAGUGUCGCGUCUACCACCACAGCCCAUACUGCACCUGUCUCCCAGGUUUUGAAGGCGAUGCAUUUAUUAGAUGUUCAAAAGAAAAAGCACCCCCGCCACAAGUAGCAACACCGUGCGAACCCAACCCUUGCGGACCAUUCUCGAUAUGCAGAGAUGCUAGUGGCUUGGCUAUUUGUAGCUGCAAGGAGGGAUACUUUGGUGCCCCGCCACGAUGUGCUCCCGAAUGUGUCAUCAACGAAGACUGUCCGAAUGACAAAGCUUGUGUCCGAGAGAGAUGUGUUGACCCAUGUCUCGGGUCUUGUGGUUCUAAUACGGAAUGCAGAGCAAUGAACCAUCUUGCUAUAUGUACAUGUUUACCUAAUUACCGCGGUAAUUCUUUUGUUGGAUGCUAUUUAUCCGAUGAACCACAAUUGCCCGUUCCAUUAGAUCCUUGUGCACAGAAUCCGUGCGGCAGCAAUGCAAUUUGUAGCAACGGCACAUGUUCAUGUAUACCUGGAUAUCAUGGCAAUCCUGCAAUUGAAUGUCGACCACAAUGUACAAUUGACAAUGACUGUGAUAGAAGAAAGGCCUGUGUCAAUUAUAAAUGCGUUGACCCAUGUAAAAAUGCUUGUGGUCUUGACGCAAUAUGCAACGUCUACAACCACAUCGCUAUUUGCGAGUGCCCAGCACCACUUCAGGGAGACGCCUUUAUAGCGUGUAGACGCGUGAUAGCACCCGUGGAAACAGAUCCUUGCUCGCCAAACCCAUGCGGACCAAACAGCGUAUGUCGUGCACAAGGAACCGUGGCACACUGUUCAUGUCGUCCACCUAUGAUGGCAGACCCGCCUAGUUGCCGACCUGAAUGCCGUAGUUCGGCCGACUGCCCUCCCACACUGGCGUGUCGCAAUGAGAAGUGCCGUGAUCCAUGCCCAGGCUCAUGCGGUGCACACGCUAUUUGUCGCACUACUAUGCAUUCGCCAAUUUGUACUUGCCCAUCUGGAUAUACUGGCGAUCCGUUCAUUCGUUGCAUACCAGUGCUAGAUUCUGAACCCAAAAAGUCUUCACCAUGUCCCGACUGUGGACCAAACGCUGACUGCGUCGAUAGCCAAUGUCGCUGUCGUCCAGGCUUUUUCGGAGCUCCACCAUUCUGUCGUUAUGAGUGUUUGGACUCUAAUGACUGUGAAUGGCAUCUUACCUGCAUUAACAGACAUUGUGUAGACCCCUGUCCUGGAGCCUGCGGACAAGGAGCUCAAUGCAAUCCGGUUGCUCAUGAACCGCGAUGCGUUUGCCCACCAUCUACUACUGGAAAUCCUUUAACAGCGUGUCUUCCCAUCGAAAAUAUUCCUAAACAACCAAAUGACCCGUGUGUUCCAUCACCGUGUGGGCCUGGUGCCGUGUGCCGCACCAAAGGAACCGGCGCUUCUUGCGAAUGCGAGCCUGGCCUGCGGGGUGACCCGAACACAGGAUGCCGACCGGAAUGUCUUGCGGACUCUGACUGCUCUCCUACUAAAGCUUGUAUACGUUCCCACUGCCGUGACCCUUGCCAGGGUACUUGCGGCGUAGGAGCCGAUUGUGAAACUGUCAACCAUAUUCCUUUAUGUUCUUGUCCACCUGGAACCAGAGGGAACGCAUUUGAGAGAUGCUACGUAGAAAUGACCCAACCGCCAUGUACUCCUUCACCCUGUGGACCUGGUGCUUUGUGCACUGUAAUCGGUGACAGCGCCAUGUGUUCGUGCCCGAGCGGUACCAGUGGUGAUGCAUCGACCACUGGCUGCAGACCGGAGUGCGUGGUCAGCUCAGAGUGUCCGCGCGACCGCGCCUGUGUUCGCAACAAGUGCAUUGACCCCUGCCCCGGCACGUGCGGUAACGGCGCUAUGUGCCGCGUAUUUAACCAUGCCCCAAUCUGCUGGUGUCCACCUUCCACAUCCGGUGAUCCAUUUGUUGGCUGCAUAGAAACACCAAAGAAGCCUCAGGAUCCAUGUGACCCCAACCCAUGUGGACCACAUGGAACAUGUCGAAAUGGAAUAUGCACAUAUUAUGAGUGUACAGUAAACGAUGACUGCUCUGGAGACCGAGCAUGUAUCAACAGAAAGUGCACUGAUCCGUGCGUGAGUGCAUGUGGUAUAAACGCGCUGUGUACAGGUGUCAGACACUCGCCUGUGUGCUCUUGCCCUGCUGGGUAUACUGGGUCGCCACUAGUACGCUGUGAACGCAUUAUUAUCUCUACGCCAGCGCCACCUGUUCCAGAAUGUUUAAGGGAUGAACAGUGUGAGGAUAACGCUGCGUGUAUUGACACACAUUGUUCACCUGUUUGCGGAGUCAAUAACUGUGGCCUGAAUGCACGCUGCCUAGCCAAACAACAUAGGGCUCUUUGUACUUGUUUACCAGGAUACGAAGGCGAUGCUUAUACAGGAUGCUACUCAGUGCAAUGCCACAGUAAUAAUGAUUGCCCAGACGAUGAGAGCUGCGAAAGCGGUUCCUGUAUAAAGGUGUGUUCACGCGUACGUUGUGGCUUGGAAGCACAUUGUGUUGCCCGGGGUCACACUGCGGCUUGUGAAUGCGAUGCUGGGGCUCACGGCAAUCCAUGGACCGGAUGCCGCAGAGCGGAAUGUGUUGUGGACGAAGACUGCUCAUCGUGGCUCGCUUGCUCUCGUGGCACUUGCAAAGACCCUUGCCUUGGCGCAUGCGCUCAAGGUGCCAUCUGCACAGUUGUACGUCAUGUACCAACUUGCGAGUGCCCAAGAGGUACACAGGGUAAUCCUAAGAUCGAGUGCCGACAAGUUUUGGAACAAGCGCAAUGUGAACUCGACGCUGAAUGUGGUCCUGACCUAGCUUGCUUACAAGGAAUAUGUCGAAACCCAUGUGAACCAACGUCUUGUGGUAGCAGAGCAGUGUGCAGAGUAGCAAAUACAUUACCUUUCCGUACACUUGUUUGCGAAUGUCCCAAACCUCUUGUCGGUGAUGCUUCGGUUCAAUGCAGCCCAAGAGGUGAAUGUAAUUCAGACAGUGAUUGUAAUUCUGAGGAGCGUUGCCUUAACCGCGCGUGCGUGAGUGCUUGUGCUGACGUGACUUGCGGCUCUGGCGCCGAGUGCCGAGCCAACGCACACCGUGCUUCCUGUACCUGCGUGCCACCACUACAAGGAAAUCCCCAAGUGGCCUGCACACUCGGUUCGCCGGGUGUCGAGUGUACUUCUGAUGCAGAGUGUGGUGGGGCAGAGGCGUGCGUAGCGCAGCGCUGCGUGUCUGCAUGUGCGGGCGCGUGCGGCGCGGGCGCUCAGUGUGAGGCUGCGCAGCACCGCGCUCGCUGCCAUUGCCCGCCCGGCACAGCCGGUGACCCGGCGCGCAUCUGCUACACGCCUGAAUGUACAUCAGACGACGGCUGUCCAUUUGACAAGAUGUGUGUCAACAAUUACUGCCAAGAUCCUUGCUCACUUGGAACACCAUGUGGAAGAGACGCAAACUGUGUGGCUGUUGCGCACAUCGCUAGUUGCCGCUGUCCGCCGGGCACCCAGGGUGAUCCACGACGAGCUUGCGUUUCGGCAAUCUGCCACUACAACGAAGACUGUGACGAGACACAGAUUUGCAACCGACUCAAUCGUGUGUGCCAGCCAGCGUGCACUGAUCAAUCGUGCGCAUCUGACGCAGUAUGCACUGCUAGGAACCAUCGCGCCGUAUGCACCUGCCCUGCAGGCCGAACUGGUGACCCAUACAGUCGUGGCUGCAAUGUUGCACAAGACGAAACAGAGUGUUCCAAGGACGCUGACUGCUCAGCACCAUUUGCCUGCGUUAAUUCACGCUGUGUCGACCUUUGUCUUGAAAACCCAUGUGAUUCCGGACUCAACUGUAAGAUCGUAGACGUGUUGCCUUUGCGUGCCGUCGCUUGUGUUUGUCCCGAUGGUGGUCGUGUGGCACCGGACAACGGAUGUCGAGCUCCACCGGAAGCCGAAUGCUCAGUGGAUUCUGACUGUGCCAAUAGUCAAACGUGCCGUCGUGGAAGUUGCGUUGAAGCUUGUAGAGCCGACCCAUGUGGACAAAACGCACUCUGCGAAUCGAUUGAUCACACAUCGCGUUGCACGUGUGCACCAGCGUACACUGGUAACCCAAGAAUAGAAUGUAACACAAUACCUCGACUACCAUCGGUCUUCGAAUGCUUCAAUGACCAGGAGUGCGGUUCAGAACGAGCAUGUGUCGACCGCUCUUGCGUUAAUCCAUGUAACGACGCUUGCGGUCCUGGAGCAUUAUGCCGAGUUUUAAAUCACAAACCGCAAUGCAGAUGUCCUACAGGAUAUUCUGGCGACGGUUUUGUUCGAUGCACGCCACCUUCAGAUAUUCUUGUGGGCUGUAAAGCUAAUGCAGAGUGUCCGUUAUCACAAGCGUGUGUUAAUGGCGCAUGCGCUGACCCAUGCUCUUGUGGAUCUAAUGCGGAGUGUACAGUAGUGAGACACCAUCCCGUAUGCUACUGUGAACGUGGAUUUUCAGGAAAUCCCUACGUCGGCUGCACGCAAGUUGGAUGUACUUCAGACUCGGAGUGUCCUGACAGCGACACGUGUUACAACGGAGCUUGCGUAAACCCAUGCGUUGUCGACGCACCUUGCGCUAUUAGUGCUGAGUGUUUCGGCAAAGCACAUCGACCUAACUGUCGCUGCCCCACUGGCACAACUGGAAACCCAUACACCAGAUGUCAGACCGCUGAGUGUGAAAUCGAUACUGACUGUAACGACGACAGUGUUUGCGUGAAAGGAUCAUGCCGUAAUGCCUGUUCAAGCGAAGGUCAAAACCCAUGUGCCAACAAUGCUGAAUGUUUCGCCCGGAACCACGCAGCUUCAUGCAAAUGUCCAUUAGCACUACCACUCGGAGAUCCAUUAGUUCAUUGCCUAAAAGUAGACGUUAUUGGAGAGCCCGAGUGCCGCAUGGAUAGCGAAUGCCCUAGUGGCUACGCUUGUCUUAGAGACGAAUGUCGGGAAGCUUGUAACGAACUAAAACCAUGCACUGGUAAUGCCCGUUGCUCCGUUUCCGACAGUGUACCGUUCAGAACCCUGAUAUGUCGCUGCCCUGACGGAUUUAUACCUGAAGAGGGAGGCUCAUGUAAACCAGCGCAGUUGCCAGCACCCAGUUGUUCUACAGACCAGGACUGUGGUGACCACGAAUCUUGCGUUAAUAGAAUCUGUCGAAACCCAUGCAAUUGUGGCGAUAACGCUGAAUGUUUCAUCCGCAACCACAGGCCCAUUUGCUCUUGUCGAGAAGGAUUUGAAGGAGAUCCAUACCGCAGAUGUCACAUUGUUGGAUGCCGCAGCAGUUCAGAGUGUCAACCAACCGAAGCUUGCGUCAAUGGCAAUUGCAUCAGCCCUUGUCUUCUAAACAGUACGUGUGGACCCAACGCUGAAUGCUACGUGGAAAGAAACCUACCACUUUGCAGAUGUAGCCCUGGAUUCGAAGGAGACGUUUAUUUGGGUUGUCAUCCGAUUGAAUGUAGGAGUAAUGGUGACUGCCCAUUAGAUAAACAGUGUCACGCUCACAGAUGCGUAAAUCCAUGCCUAAAUGGAAACAUCUGUGGAACUGGAGCCACUUGCUUAGUCAGAAAUCAUAUGGCUGUUUGCAAAUGUGAACAAGGCUACACCGGAAGUCCAUACGUAGAAUGCAGGCCACAAGUAAUUGCAGAAUGUUACGUAGAUGCUGAUUGUCCAUCAAGGAUGGCUUGUUUGUCAUCCAGAUGCGUUAACCCUUGUACAGAAUUGAAACCUUGUUCUACUCCGGCACAGUGUGAAGUAUCGCCAACUUUACCUGUUCGGACCAUGUUAUGUACCUGUCCACCUGGCUACGUAAGUAGUGGCGGAGGAAUUUGCCGACCUGCAACAACUUUUGCCGAUGUGAUUUGUCAUGCUGAUGAUAACUGCACCGCUAAUCACGCCUGCGUAACAUCCGUAUGUAAGAACCCUUGCGAAUGUGGCCCGAACACAGAUUGUCAAAUCAAAGAUCACAAACCAGUGUGCGCCUGUCAACCAGGCUUUGUGGGUGACGCUCGAACUGGAUGCUACAAGAUCCUAUGUCAGUCCGAUUCUCAAUGUUCAGAUGACGAAACGUGCUUUAACAGCCGUUGUAUACCAGCUUGCUCGGUCGACUCCGAUGUAUGUGGCGAUUCUGCUGAAUGUUACGGCUUUGAACAUCGCGCCUCAUGUAGGUGUAAGAUUGGCACGAUAGGCAAUCCAUCCGUCGCUUGCUCACCUAUUGGCUGUCGCGCCAACUCGGACUGCCCUCCAGAUAAAUCAUGUAUUAACUCUAAAUGUGUGAGCCCAUGUAAUGCGACUACAUGUAAUGAACCUGCCGAAUGCAGAAUAUACCUACAUGAAGCUCACUGCAUUUGUCCUCCCGGAUACCAAAGCACAGAGCAGGGCUGCUUGAGCACUAGACAACCACAGUGCAUCACAGAUAUCGACUGUCCAUCAGGAACCGCAUGUUUGAAUGCCAAGUGCGUAAACCCAUGUAAGGAAAUAAAGCCGUGUGGUCCGAAUGCUGAAUGUCAAGUCAUUGACACCCUGCCAGUUAGAACUAUGAUCUGUGAAUGUCUGCCCGGAUACAAAGGAAAUGCUCUCGUCGAGUGUACUUCUAACAAACAACCGAUCCCGCAAUGUGUAGACGGCCAAGGCAUCGACUCGAGUGGGAACUGCGUGCCAUGCCGUGCUUCAGACGGACGCGUGCUAGACGUGCGCGGGCGCUGCGUGUGCGAUUCGAGCCGCGGCUACGUGCCGCGCGGUGACCGCUGCGAAGAGCGCGGCUGCCGCGCCGACGCGCAAUGUGACGACCGCGAGCGCUGCAUCAACGGCACCUGCGUGGACGCUUGCAAAGCUGAGCCCUGCGGCACCUCGGCCACGUGUGACGCUAUUUUCCAUCGCUCGCACUGUACUUGUAUAGCCGGCUACACAGGCAACCCGCGUGUGCACUGCAAUACCACCAAUCCACCGGUUUACCGCACAGAUUUCCCUCUACCCGACAUGCAGGUCCACUGCCUUGCCGACGGUGUUCGUGUUAGUCUUAAAAUCAAGGACUUCAACGGCGUGCUGUAUGUGAAGAGCUACAGUAAGGAUGAACGCUGUCGACUAGCAGUCGAUACGCCUAAGGACGAAGAAAGUAUUGUCGACUUCACCGUGCACUUCGGCGAGUGCGGAUUAGUGCACGUCAAUGGUCUAGCAAGCUUCGUCUUAGUUAUGCAGAAACAUCCAAAACUAGUGACAUCGAAUGCAAAGGCGUUCCACAUCAAGUGUAUAUACCAAACGGGCGAGCAAAACGUGACACUGGCGUUCAACGUGUCGAUGUUAACAACAGCCGGCACCAUCGCUAACACCGGCCCGCCACCCACCUGCUCCAUGAGGAUAGUCUCCCGCUCCGGCAGCCAAGUCAGCUCCGCCGAGAUCGGAGAGAACCUAGUGUUGCAAGUCGAUGUACAACCAUCAAAUAUCUAUGGUGGAUUUGCUCGUAGCUGUAUUGCGAAAACAAGCGAAGUAGCUACAAAUGUUGAAAAUGAAUACCCAGUAACUGACGCCGAUGGAUGUGCCACCGAUCCAUCAAUCUUUGGCGAAUGGGAACGAAGCGAGGACGGCAGCGUACUGCGAGUCGCCUUUAACGCUUUUAAAUUCCCAAGCAGUGAUAAUAUACGAUUCCAAUGUAAUAUUCGCGUCUGCUUCGGCAAGUGCCAACCGGUAAAUUGUCGUGGCGCUGACGCAUUUGGCAAACGUAGAAAACGUGAAGCGAUCGACAGUAGCGCGUCGUCAAGCCCCGCGGGCCAGUUCCGUGAAGAGGUUACCGUCGAGUCGAACCAGAUCCUGACGCUGCAGCGUCGCGACACGUCGCAGGUAGCGCGGCAACGCGACGCGGGCAACGCGGGCGGCGCGGCGGGCGCGGGCGAGGUGUGCGUGUCGGCGGCCGGGCUGGCCGUGGCGCUGGCGCUGACGGCGCUGCUGGCGCUGGUGGCGGUGGCGGCGGCCGUGGCGUGCUGGCUGGUGGCGUGGCGUCGCGCGCGCCCGCCGCCUGCGCCUCUGCCGCACCCGGCCGACUUCCCCAACCCGCUGUUCCAGCGCUGAUAGCUAGUCGCGGCCGCGCUCCUCCGCCGGCACCGGGCGGUGUCGGUCUUCCUCUCUCCCUAUCUCUGUGCUGCCGCCGGAGGACCGCCGGCCUGGGGCACGCCGGGCGCCCACUUGCGCUCGCCGCGCCCCGCCCUAUUCUAUAUUUUAUAUAUUUUUUUACGUUUUACUUUUACUAAUGUGGCAUCCGUCGCUCUUCGAAUUUUGUGAUAUUCAUAUAAAUAUUCGAAAUCACCAUAAUUGUAUGUAAAAUAAAAUAUCGAUUAUUAAAUAAAUACCUA